Molecule: messenger RNA, 81809 nt
Organism: Podarcis lilfordi (Lilford's wall lizard)
Lineage: Eukaryota; Metazoa; Chordata; Lepidosauria; Squamata; Lacertidae
Source: the annotation of a GenBank genome assembly
AUGCGUGUUCAUCGUUUCUUGACCACCAGUCUGCUGAUGGUUCAUGAAUCAAGAGGCAAGUGGUAGGGAAAGGAAAGUCUUUCCUUGGGCCAAUGACAUUUCGGACGUCUUGUUUUCUAUACUGAAGGGGAGUUGGAAACCAGAAGUAAUUUUCUUAUAGAAGAAGAUUAAUGAAGUUGGAAGAACUGCAAGACAAAACUAUCCUGGAAAUCUUAGGGCAUUUCAUCAUUCAAGUUGGACUCUGAUUAGAAACUUCCCCAGCGCUGCAAGGAGUUAGAAGCUUUCAUUCAUCAGUAAGAACUUGAAAAAGACUACUUGUUAAAUGGAUGUUUUACCAGAGAUUCAUAAUAUCUGUUGUUGUUUUUAUAUAUGGUUGAAAACUUACAUUAGCACAAUACAGAUACUAUUGUGGAUCUCUUUAUUUGCUUCUCAGACUUUAAAUUUACAGUAUGUCAAUUUGCUUUGCAUUACAAAUGGAUGUAUCAACUUCCCUGCUUGUCUUGCAGCCCCAACUCUUUCCCAAAAGUCUGAGAAUAAGCAAAAUAAGUUGUUAAAGGUGCAGAUUUCCCACCCACCAGCCCCCCAAAAAGUUCAUAAAACUUCAAGUUUCUGAGCAGCACCAUAAUUUUCUGCACAGUGGAUAUGUUGUGGUUGUCUUGGAAAUAAGCAGGUUACGAAGUUUUGCAUCGCAAAGUAGAGACAUUUUAAUAACUGAAUAUGGGAAUAGUUGUGAGAUAUAAACUUCAGCCACGUGAUUGUUCUGUCAUUCUCUUUAUUCCUCUUUCUUUCUUUCUUUUCCCAGCUGCCUGUCUUGUCCUGGGCUGUAUGAUUUAUCCUGAUGGCUGGGAUGCAAAGGAGGUGAAACGGAUGUGUGGUGAAAAGACAGACAAGUACACAUUGGGGGCUUGUUCAAUCCGCUGGGCAUACAUUCUGGCCAUCAUUGGAAUCCUGGAUGCCCUGAUCCUUUCUUUCUUGGCAUUUGUACUUGGCAAUAGACAGGACAGCUUACUAGCAGAGGAACUCAAGCUGGAAAACAAAGGUAGGAGGAACGGCUUUGGGAGGCUGUGUUACUCUGAACGGCAAGGGAAAGCACUUAAAAACAACCAUCUCCAUUGUCUGCGUAAAGACUCGCGCUUGCUCAUAAGUUAUCCCCCAUCCAUGUUAAAGAACUGGUCCUUAGUAUUAUUGACCUUGUCAAAUGGCACCUUUUGGCUUCUCCCCUUCCUUCCCCUUUCAUGCUCUUCAGGCUCUGGCUGAGUGGGAAAAGUUCCCAUGUAAUUCCUGUUCUUGUGUGCUGCUGCCCAAAGGGGUGUUACUCUGCCUCGGAGGGCAAAGAAAAGCACACAAGGGAGCAGUGAUGGUGACGUAGACUGUGGAGGAGGGCACUACAUGCUGGUGAACUCAGCAGAUCUCAGAGCUGGUUAUAAUAAUAAUAUUAUUAUUUGUACCCCGCCCAUCUGGCUGGGUUUCCCCAGCCACUCUGGGCGGCUUCCACAAAGACCAAAAGUACACUAAGAUGUCACACAUUAAAAACUUCCCUGAACAAGGCUGCCUUAAGAUGUCUUCUGAAUGUCAGGUAGUUCUUUAUCUCUUUGACAUCUGAUGAGAGGGCGUUCCACAGGGCGGGUGCCACUAUCGAGAAGGCCCUCUGCUUGGUUCCCUGUAGCUUUGCUUCUCGCAAUGAGGGAACCGCCAGAAGGCCCUCGGCUCUGGACCUCAGCGUCCAGGCAGAACGAUGGGAGUGGAGACGCUCCUUCAGGUAUACUGGGCUGAGGCUGUUUAGGGCUUAAAAGGUCAACACCAAUACUUUGAAUUGUGCUCAGAAACAAGGUUGUAGUCCUUGUUCUGCCUAAUUGCAUUGCGUUUCCCCGGACAAGUCUUUUAUCGCACAAUCCACAAAAGCAGUUCCUGCCGAAUUCAAUGUGCAGGGCCCGGCCCACCCAUGAGACAAGGUGAAGGGACCACCUCAAGCGGCAGGAUCCACAGGGCAGCAGAUCCCACUGCAGACCUUAAUUUCUUCCCCUUGUUUGAGAUGUAGAUCUUGACUCCCACAUUCUUUCCUGGUGGGGAGAGAGGUGUCAUUUUUGUGGUUCACUUCAAGUGCCAAAAUGUCUUGGGCCAGCUAAACACAGUUAAAUAUAUAUAGAGAGAGAGUUUUAGUCUUAGUUGCUUUAGGUGGACGAUGGAUAUAUCAAAUAUAGCUAUUAAAAAACAAUUAUUAGAAAAUGCAAUUUUUGUGUAUUUUUAACAACACUGUAAGAAAACCUUUCAUCUCCUAGGAUAGCAACCAAGGAUAGACAAACCUGCCUUGGUCUAUUAGUUUAUUUCACCCCCAUAUUGUCUACUCCAAGGUUAGCCAUCAUGCUGCCCUCCAGAUGUCAUGGGCUACAGUUACCAUCUCCCCAUGCUCCUAUUAAGAUUUUUCCUAAGUUUAAGAGCAGCACAGGAGGUGGCAGGGGAGGGGGAGCAAAGGUUUAACACUUUCUUCUUGCUGUGACCUACCCCCUUGUGCUGCUGACUGGAGAACAGCUGAAGGUGGUGAAAAGCUUGCCAGGAUACACACAUUUUCCAAGGCCUGUUAGGGAAUAUGGUUAAUGCCCAGAGAAUGAACAAAAUUCAUUUGGAUAAGGAAUAAAGACCUUUUAGAAAGGAAAACUCCACGAUGGUUAUCACCUAUAGAAGUGCUAUCAGUAAAGAAGACCAACAUUAAAGGAGAUUGGGGUACCUUUAAAGAUAUUAUAGAAUUCAAAUACGGGAAACCAAACUUAAAAAAGAGAGAAGACAUACAAAACUGGAUCAAAGACUGGGUCCAGUAUUUCCAAUUAAAUGAGAUAUUUAGGGAAGACAAAGAAAGAGGAUUUUCUGAGGAAAACUCAGAACUCAAAAAAGUCUUAUUGGGCAACAAAUAAAAACUAGUUUCAAAAAUUUAUAAAAUCUUAUUAGAGUGGGGAGACUAAGGAAGAAAUAACAAAGACCUCUAUGAUCCAGCGGACAGUUGACCUAGGACACAACUGUGGAAAACCACAAUAAACUUCCCGGCAUGCUAUACCCUAAAAGAGAACCUACAAAAGGUGAUAUAUAGAUGGUACCUCACCCCUAGUAAAUUUGUAAAAAUGUAUAAAAAGGAAACCAAUUUAUGUUGGAAAUGUGAAGAGAUUGAAGGGACAUUUAUACACAUGUGGUGGGGCUGUAAGAAAGCCAAAGAGUAUCGGGAGAAGAUAUACUCAAAACUGAAAAAGAUGUUCAGGGUCUCAUUUCCCAAGAAACCAGAGAUGUUCUUAUUGAGUAUAGUAGAGGGGGAAAUAUCUAAGAAAGUACUUAGUCUUUUCCUCUACACAAUAACAGCAGCCAGAAUAAUUUAUGCCCAAAGGUGGAAGGACAAAAAUAGUCUCACAAAAAUAGACUGGCAAAAUAAGCUAAUAGAAUACAUGGAGCUAGCAAUGUUGACUGCAAAGAUAAGAAAUCAGGAUGAGUCAGAUACAGUGGUGCCUCGCAAGACGAAAUUAAUCCGUUCCGCGAGUAUCUUCAUCUAGCAGUUUUUCGUCUUGCGAAGCAACCCUAUUAGCGGCUUAGCGGAUUAGCGCUAUUAGCGGUUUAGCGGUUAUUAAAGGCUUAGCGGCUUAGCUGCUAAAAGGCUAUUAAAGGCUUAGCGGCUUAGAAAAAGAGGGGGGAAAGCGAAAAAAAAUCUCAAGACUCGCAAGACAAAGCAAGCCCAUAGGGAAAUUCGUCCUGCGAAGCGCAUUGAAAAACGGAAAACCCUUUCGUCUAGCGGGUUUUCCGUCUUGCGAGGCAUUCGUCUUGCGGGGCACCACUGUAUAAAAGAAGAAUGGGAAUACUUUGGUGAAUAUUUAAAGAAAUAUUACAAUCAGAUAAAUUUCCAAGUGGGGUUAGAUAUAUGAGCAGCAGUUAAAAUAAGCAGAAGAAGGGUGGUCAUUAAGGAGAUGCAGCUUAACAAGGACUAAUUAAGACCCCGCAGAGGGGUGUGCAUGGAAGUCAAAGACUGUAAGAUAAACAAUGACAAUAAUUGAUGUACUAAGACAUGUAAAAUGCAUAAAUGAAAAAAGAAAAGAAAGUAUUUAUUGGUUUUAAAAAGAAUGAACAAAAUUCGGUCUAUAUAUACGUAUUUUUCAAGGUGUGCUGAAGAUUAUCUUUAUUGCCUGGGAAAUGUGCACAAUUCCCUCUUCAUGGAAGGAUUAUGUACACAUUCUCCAUGAGGCCUGGUGAAUGUGCACAGUACUGCUCAGCUCAUAUCCCCCUUAACAUGAAACACAAAGUCAGUUUCCUGUUCUGGUUUGAGCAUUAUGGCUGAAAGGCCACCAAAAAGGAAUGAAGAAACACAACAUCUGGCCUUUACUGAUAUCCAUGUAGCAGAAAGCAGAGAAUGGUGAAAGACUGUGAUUUUUAAUCCAUCUAGGAUAUUCUGGAUGCCACUUCGUGGUCAUGAUAUUGUGGGGAUCUCAGGUACAGAAAACUGCAACAAAAAAUCCAAGUUCUGCUACCAAAGAAAAUACAAUCUGUGCACUGAAAGUAAAUGUAGGCUUGGAAAUGUGCUUAACCCUCUCAGUUCGAAUUGCGUGAUUGGGUUUGGAUCAGACACUGCGGCAUCCUAAAAAGCAGCUUACAACUCAGGGUUCUUUCAUCAUUGACUUUUCCCAACCUUCUUGCACAAUUUUUUGUGUGCAGUUUUGGCUUACUUGGCCAAAAACUUCAGGCUGAUUCAUGAGCAACUCUUUGCUGGAAAGUAGUUCUUUGGGAGCUGCCAAAAAAAAGAUCCACAAUGUGGUAUUCGAAUUGCUUUCUAAAAACAAUUGCUUUCAAAAGGCACCAGAUUUCUAGUUCUCAUGGUUAGAAAGAUAUACUAAAUAAGCACAUGGGCAUUUUCUGCUAUAUUCUUAGAAGCAUUUAGAAUAAGGACCCUCCAACACUUCACAGAAUGACUGGGGAAAGCUUGGGAGAAUGCAAUGAUGAUGAAAUUUGCAAGCAAAAGGAAUGCUGUUAAAUAUAAUUGCCAAAAUAAGUUUAUUUGGAGAUGGGCCUUGUUCAUACAGUGCCGGAAUGAUAAAAGUAGCAGAUGAAAUACCUCAUUACAACUUAUUUACUUUAAUGUAGCAAACCAACACUGUGUAGACUUUUUUGAUCUCUCGAUUUUCUCGCUUCUUUGUCUAGUCCUUGUUUAAAGCCGUCCAAGUUGGCAAAUAAAUUAUGCAAAAGAGUAAAGCAGGAGAACUAAAUACAUAAGACUUAUACAUGUCUCCUCAAAUAUGCAUAAUGUAUACAGAAAUGGGUUUAUAUUUAUGCAUGGGCAGCCAUUUCUCCCACCCCAUCUAAGGGUCUCAGAGCUUUGGAUUAAGCCACUAUCUGUACAUUGUUGUUGUUUAGUCGUUUAGUCGUGUCCGACUCUUCGUGACCUCAUGGACCAGAGCACGCCAGCCACUCCUGUCUUCCACUGCCUCCCGCAGUUUGGUCAAACUCAUGCUGGUAGCUUUGAGAACACCAUCCAACCAUCUUGUCCUCUGUUGUCCCCUUCUCCUUGUCCCCUCCAUCUUUACCAGCAUCAGGGUCUUUUCCAGGGAGUCUUCUCUUCUCAUGAGGUGGCCAAAGUAUUGGAGCCUCAGCUUCACGAUCUGCCCUUCCAGUGAGCACUCAGGGCUGAUUUCCUUAAGGAUGGAGAGGUUUGAUCUUCUUGCAGUCCAUGGGACUCUCAAGAGUCUCCUCCAGCACCAUAAUUCAAAAGCAUCAAUUCUUCGGCGAUCAGCCUUCUUUAUGGUCCAGUUCUCACUUCCAUAUAUCACUACUGGGAAAACCAUAGCUUUAACUAUACGGACCUUUGUUGGCAUUUCAAUACUGUUCUAUUUAUCAACCUAGCCAUUAAGUAUCAUAGAUUUGUAGAACUGUUGAGCUGGAAGGGACCCCGAAGAUCAUCUAGUCCAACCCUCUGCAAUGCCGGAAUAUGCAGCUGUCCCAUAUGGGGAUCGAACCUGCAACCUUGGCGUUAUCAGCACUGUGCUCUAACCAACUGAGCUAUCCCAGUGUGCAUCUUGAAUGAUUUGUUCAAGGUAACACUAGCUCCUAUGACUAAACACUUGGUUAACUGAAGACUGAAUAACAGCACACUUUCUCAUUGUGCUGUUCUGUCUAUCGAUGGUAUGUGGUUGUGGUUGUUUAAAGUCAUAAUGAAUCGGAACAGUUUGCCUUUUGUUUAUUUCUUUAGGAUGCAGCCAAGUCCACAGGCUUUUGCGUACUAAUGCUGCUGUUCUCCCACUUUCCCCUGAACGCCUCAUUCAAACAGCUAAAAUAAUAACAAUUAAUCUCUAAGGCAGGGGCUUAACCAAAUAAUCUGAGUAGCUGCCCCCAUUGCAAUGCUUGGGAAGCACGAGUUAUUUACUGUUGCACUUCCUCACGGGUAGCAUUACUGUGUGAGUUAUUAAGCUCUUGAAGAAUGUUAUCUCUUCACAAAGGCUCUAAAUUUGACUACAAAGCCUUCGGAAGUGGCAAGACAGUUGAGAAUGAGCCCUGGAUUAUAAAUAUCGGGAUUUUUAAAAUAUUGAGCCUGAGCCUGAGGCACUGUGAAUGUGUCAGAGUCAGGUUUCCUGUUCUAAGCAGACAUCAAAGGAUUCCUGCGAACUGUGCAAGGGUGUCUGAAAUAUUAGGAUGCCCCACACGUUCAGGCACACACAGACACACCUUGAUGACUGUCCUGAAUUUGGUCCCAAGGACUUGCUGGGGAGUGAACUGGGUAUGGGGGAGGGUUUGGAGGGUUCAGCUUCAAGGGAAAGAUUUGGACUUGAUGGCUACAGGGUCUGAUAGACAUAUAUUCCUUUACAUCCCAGUGUUAGAUGGGAUUCAGAGCAGUCUCCCAUUUAAGACAUUGGUGAGGUCUGGAGAGCAUCUUGGCUUCAGCAACUCUGCAGUUUCUGCCAGGUACUCAACAGACCAUUCACUGGGCCCCAUCACAAAGACCUACUGAACCUACUGAAUCAAGGUUGAAGAAAAGGAGUCCAUCGUGCUACACUUACACGCACAUUGCCCAAACAUUCCUCAUGUUAUCUGCCCCCUCUGUUUCCAUUUGAUGUCAGACAUGUGACUGAGGAGAGCUUUCUUGGUUGAUGCUCACCUGGAACCAGUUCCAAAAUCAUUUUAGCUGUGGUGCCAUUUUAUUUGCCUGGAGUUUUUAUAGUGUAAGCUGGAUCUGACUUGUUGUUUCUUAAUCCGUUCCACUGAAUUGUAUCAGGGUUGUGCGCCUUUUUUAGCUGCUGCUCCAAAAACAAAGGUUGACUAAAUUUACCCAACUGAUGCUUCAGACAAAUGGCACCCCACAUGGUUAGGUCCGAUGUGGUUCCUGGUUUCUAUGGCAGCCACUCUGCUCCCAUAAGGAACAAAGAGGGACAUUUCAUCUGGGCAGGUGGGAAAACAACAUACACACGGACAUUUCCACUCACGCUGCUCUUCUCGCCCACUGGGAAGGUCAGAACACUUUUCAAGUUGUGAGGCGAGGCACAACCUUAAAGCCUUUGGAAUGCAUCAAACUGUGAAGAACAACCUCAUGAUCCUUAGCAAUAUAUUUAAGCUUCCCUAAUUUUGGAGAUCAGUUGGGUUUUACUUAUGUUUCUGAUCUCCAUAGUCCAGAUAUGUGGGGAACACAGUCACGUUCCACAGCUGGAUCUCCACAGUGAGCCUCGGAACUACAAAAGUGUUUUAGGAGAUGUAGGAGGUUUGAAUCAAAUAACGAAAGGGUGAAAACAACCUCUGAAGGUGACUGAACCUCCCCUUCCCCCCGUGAUAUAUAGGUGGGCAGAUCAGGAGAAGAUUUGGGCAUAUAAGAAGAUAGAGGACAGUCACAAUAGCUGUUUCUGCAGAACUUUAGAUUGUUCAAAGCACCUUCACAUGCAUUAUCUUUUGAUCCUUGGAAAGUCCCAUAAUGUAGACACAUAUUUCUCCCCACGUGGUAGAGGUGGACUAAGGCUAAAAGAGAAUGACUUAACUGAGGCCAGCUCAGAGCAUAGAAAGUUGUCUUAUCUCAUGUAAAACCAAUGGUCCGUCUUGCUAAGUAUUGUCUCUGCUGAGUGGCUGCCACUUUCCAGGACCACAGGUAGGAGUCUUUUCUAGUCUUACCUGGAGAUGCCAGUGGCUGAACGUGGACAUUUUACAUGCCAAGCAUGUGCUCUUUAUUGCCAGAAAAAAUCAACUUGUCCCCAGAAGCAGACUUCACCGUGAAUUGAAAGAUGCUGCUAACAUUUCUAUUUUAAACACCAAAAGUUCAAAAUAGAUGGUUGACUUCCUGGAACUAUGCUGGUUCACCGCUAUCCAAGUACAACUAGCUUUAAUAUGAGGGGGGAAAUCUCUGUGUUAACACCAGUUUCCUGAGCCUCUAAUUUACUGGUACUCAGCUUCAUUUAUUGAGGUUUAACACAAAUGUUAGGGAUAGGGAUGCAACAUGCAUGCUGGUUAUAAUCCUAUUACAUGCUUACCUAGGAGUAAGACCCAGUGGGACUUCUGAAUAGGCAUGCAUUAGGUUACAUUGCCAGGGAUAGUAACCUUCUCGCCCUUUUUCUGGGAUACCUUUCAAUCCUAGUUCAGUGUGGUAAGCAAAAAGGAAGUAUUAUUUCUUUGAUUCAUACUGUCAAUCCAAUGCAAACAAUCCUCAGUUUUGUUAUCAUGAAAACAAGGUGUGAUGGUUCCAAAAAUACCUAAUCAUGGUUUGGUGCUAGGUGAAUAAGUCUUAAAGGAUCCAAAGGCUUGCAUACACUUUCCUCUUCUUAUGUGUUGUGAUACGUCCCCUUGUGUGUUGCAGUUCUGUUCAUGGUCUGUGGCAGAAGCCUAUUGCCAUAUUAUUCCAACAGCAGAGCAUGCUUUGUAGUUGUCCUGAAAGCCUGGAUGGGGAACUAGGAUUUCCUGUUCAUUUCCCGUCCUAGGUUGCAGGAGAAACAUGCACUGUAGCUUACUGGAAGCUAGGCAGUGACAAUGGGAUUGCAGUAAUUGAGGGGAGGGAGAGUAAGGAAAAGGGACUCUAUAAACCUGAGGGUCCUCCAAGGCUCCUUCGCCUUGGUAAACCGUGGGCUGUUACUUCAUCCAAACCAGCUCACUGCUUGUGAGCUCCUGGUACACAGGGAGGCUUUGCAAAAGUGGUUCCAACAGGUACUGCUGCAAAGAGUUCCCCACAUAUUGAUGAUUCACACAAUAUUUUCUCCUGUAGGGGUGGAGGACAGCCAUCUUAAAUGACCUGGAGUUCUGUAGGGCACUUCAGAAGCUUUUCAGGAGUGGUGCAAAAUUCCACUUCUCAACCACCUGCAUACUAUGGAGAGAAAACUACAUAUAGAUCACCCAUGUGGUGUAAUUAAUAAAAGAAUUGGCUGGCUCCCUAGAUCCAAAGUGCAGGGCUAAAUGCACUCUCCAGUAAGAGAGCCCCAGCAGAGUUUAAAAGUCACAAAAUAUGCAGUGACAGUGAAGCAUUAGGAAUAUAGGCUGUUAGACCUUUUAAUAUCCCAUUUAGUCCACUGACAGCGCUCCCCCAUUUCUACACCUCUCGCAAACAGACCACACUGUUUAGUAAGUUUAAAUGCUUUACUUAGAGAGUUCAAAGGUUAGAUUCAUGUGCUAUUCCAUGCAGCAAGAAGUAAACACAGGCAGAAAUCUUGGGAUACAAAAUAUUCUGAAAUAGCUCUAAGCAUGCAGUCUGAGCUUGUAACUUGGUGAGUUCACAUGGUGAAAAAGAGUGGACAAAGAAGGAAACUUAACUUCCCUCCAGGUGAGGGGCAUGACCUAGCUGAGUCUAAGAAUACAAUUCUAUGAUCUUAACCCCUUCAUGCAUUAACUAGCCCUAAGCUUGCUAGUUAAAUCUGACUGCGAUUUCCCACAUAUACUUCCUUUAGAGAGCUGCCAUAAAUUCACUGUAGGUACAAAACCUCUUUUUAAAUGUCUGGAAAUGAAAUACUCUCAAAGUAAAUUCUUUAGUCUUUGAUUGUUAUUCCAGUGGGGUCUUAUGUCUUUUAGAGGUGAAGGGUACACCAAAGUGCACUUGAAAUGACAGGACAUGUUUUUAAACAAGAUAUUUCAGAGCACUAAUUGGGAGUUUGGGGCAUGAGAGGCACUCGGUGACAUAUUUAGAAGAACAGGCACGAAAGGCCAUGGCUCUGAUACUAUAAUACAACCCUAGGAACUGUCAGCAUGGAAGGAAGGGAUGUGGAAUGGUAAAGUGAUGCUCUUCUGAGGGUGAGGAUCAAGAAUUGUUUCAUGGUAUACUGCUGUGCUCCUCUGCCAUUUCAAAGUUAGCCUUUAGCUUCUAAUUCCUGGAUUUAGAGCAAUCGUUGAGAUCCUGCUGAGAAUUAAUUGGCACGUGCCCUUUAGCUUAUCCAGAAAACGGGACUAACGGGUAAAGAGCAAGCCUUGCCGCCUUCCCUCGGUCAGUUUUGUCUUUUUCAUGCUAGCCUCCUGCUGUUUGGUUGCUGGUUGUUAGCUUUAUUCAAUGCAGGGCAAAGAUGACACAUUAUUGAGAGAAAUAAAUACCCUCCACUUCCCGCCAUAGCUGCCUUGUUAUUUUCUUGAAGGAGGCUGACAAUCUCCUCCCGAACUUGUCUUUCUAAGGUCUCUGUGACAUGAUUAGCUGCUGUAACUUUGCAGUCGGCUAUCACGCUAGCAUUUGUGUUGGUUUUAAGGGACUAUGCAACUCCCAUGGCCACCAAUUAGGCUGCAAGUCGGUGACGUUUCAGGUAAAGCGAAUCUCAGGCAAAGGAAAUUGCUUGUGUGUGAAGUGCGCCUUGAUUGACCUCCUGGAGUCAAGGUCUUACAGGAGGAAGGGAAUCAAUUCGUUAUAUACACUCCUCUCUCCAGAGGAGCUGCAGUCCCUGGUGAAAUCUGAAAGCUGAGGUUCAGAAGACUUUAGAAAUUAAAUCCAUACUGAUGGAGCACGCAGAAGAUGUAGAACAUAUGUAACAUAACAGCUCUCUUCAAAUAUAUGAGGAGUUGUCAUAUAGAAAGUGGGGCAGGCUUGUUUUCUGCUUCACUGGAGUGCAGGGCUAGAACUAAUGAGAAGGAAAAGCAAGGAGGCAGAUUUUGGUUAAUCAUUAGGAGGAACGUUCUAAGAGGAAGAAGUGUUUGCGUGGCGAGUUCCCGCCUCCCCCCAUAGAAAAAAAGACACAGGACACAAGAAUUCGAGUUAAUGGGUCAAAUUAGGCCACAACUUCAUUGAUUACAGGAAUGGAGCGGUAUUGGCUUAGGCAUUGGUCCUACAACUGACCGGCCUGGCCGGUGAGGGUUAACCACCAGUGGGAGGAGUCCUGCUGAGGCACAUCAACUAGGACCUCCCCCGGGGUCACCGCGUGGGGGCGUGCCGUGGGCCCACACCUCCAUAGGCUUAGGGCGAGGCCACGCCCCCCGGAAUCCUUUACCGGACUACCCUUUAUUUGGGAGAAGGUGAUGGCGCUCCUUCUCCCCCUUCAUCUGCACAACAAUAGACUGUACCCCCACCAAUGCCUACCGCCAAUACCGUGGAGUUGUGACGGUUUGCUACGAGGUAGGCGAAAACCAAAUGGCUGGAGCCAAUCUGCCAGAUGGAAAAAUUCCUACCAGGCCCCUUGACGGCGACCAACCGAGGUUCAUAGCAGCGUCAGAGAACCUAGCCUAACGGGUGGGAGCAGAGGGAAAACCAGGUCAGCUGCGGCGUGGGAAAGAGAGAGGUCCUCGGCCGCCCCAGACCUAAGUAGGCGAGGCCACGCCCCCCCGCCAGCCGAUUGGCUGGCACGGGGUAUGACGCGGCUGAGGAUUCCCUGCUAUCGCGUGGGGGGAGGGGCGUGAAGCCCGCAACCCCACCUCCUCCCUAGCUCGGAAGCGGAUUUUGUGUGCAACAUACGAUCACAAUAGGCGGUGGGAAGUUCUGCUUUUCUGCAGCUAUUUAAGCAUGGCCCUCUGCCAGGGAUGCUGUUGUUUCAAGAAUCCUGCACUGUGUAGGUCAGCUUGACUGCAUGAUCUCCAAGGUCCCUUUAAGUCCUAAAAUUCUAUGAAUCAGUAAAUACGUUGCCGAGCAUUAUAUGCAGUAAAAGCAAGAAAGACCAUGGUAGCAAAGAACUUAAAAACCUCUGGAAAUUAUAUGCAGCGCUUAAAAUGGACAGACGCAAGCCAUAAAACGACGUACCGUAUUUUUCGCUCUAUAAGACACACAUUUUCCCCUCCAAAAAUUAAGGGGAAAUGUGUGUGCAUCCUAUGGAGCGAAUGCAGGCUCCUUGGCUUCAGCGAUAGCAACCCGAAGCCUCAGAAGCGCAGUGGGAGCGCUCCCGCCGCGCUCCGGAGGCUUCAGGUUGCCUUCACUGAAGGCGAAGGCAAUGUGGGAGAGGAGAGCUGUGCAGCGCCCCUUCAGCGAAGCGGGAGGAGAAAUGGAAAGGGCUCCGUUUCUCCUGCCGCUUCGCUGAAGGGGCACAGCACAGAGAGGGGGAGAAUUUUUUUUCUUGUUCUCCCCCUCUAAAACAAGGUGUGUCCUAUGGUUAGGUGCGUUCUAUAGAGCGGAAAAUACGGUAACUCUGCGUUGCCGCUACCACUAAUUCUCUCUGUUGUUUCUAUAGAUGAUAACAUCAUUUCUCACAACUUAACCAGGUUGUACUGAAUUAACACUGCAGCUAAAUCCGUCCACCUGUGGUGGCCCCCCAAAAGCACCAUUGAGUGAUAUCACAAGGCCUGCUGUCUAAAAUCAGGCCUGUGUCCGGGCUUCAGACAAUCUAGCAGAAGUGUGCAGGCAAUUCUCAUAUCUAUGUAGGGUCUGAAUUAACGCUUUAUGUGGUGGCUUGUGCGUUUUUGCUCCUGCUCAGAAUUAUGUUCUUGCAUAGGACAGGGAAGAGAAUUAAUCAGAAGUGGGGGAAGAUUUAUAAUUUACAAAGAGUGUCCCCCCAAAAAAAUGUUUAGAGGCAUGAUGCUUAGCAUUGAAACAGUGGGGCAGUGAGUCCUCCAGGAGUGAAUUUUGUUGUUGGGGAUGAAGAUACUGACGUAGAACAUUUUUUUAAAAAGCCACUCUGAAAACCUUUUCAAAUUUCCAAAGCAAAUAAAAGGAAGCCUAAACCAUAGGGGUUAAGAAUGGAGACCAUGGGCUGGGGAGUCUGUGGCUUAAAUCUCAUCUCGGCACCAAAUUUUCUAGGUGAGUUACGGCCUUGAGAAACUCCACAUGCAAUAAGGGGAUAAAAAUACUUCCCUGCCUCAAAUUGUUCCUGUACAAAUUUCUAAAAUGGUGGUUGUUCUCAUUAAUUUCAUUCCUAUACCACUUUACAUUUUCAAGAUAAGACUGAAUGCUGUUUACAUCCUGCAUUAAAACAUCAAAUAAAACAAUCUAGAAUAAAACAUUACUGUAGAAAGUCAAAUAUAAAGCAUACAUUCAAAGCAACAUAAUUAACAGGAAAUUAAAAUAUUAUCUUAAAGAUUUCAAAACAGAACAUUGCAAAAGAGGCCAACUACAGAAUGCACAUUUAAACGUAGCAAAGUUAACCCAACCCUUUUUAUCUUAAACAUUUCAGAAGAAAACAUUACUAAAGGAAAUCAAAUAUAACAUGCACAUCUAAAAACAGCACAAUUAACAAGAGAAUAAAAUAUUAUCAUAAGCAGAGGACAUAUCUGCUGCUAUUGCUGCCAGUCCAGUCAGUGGAGGUUCAUGGCAGGCGGUGGCUGUGGAAACUCAGUGCAGACUCAGGUCAUCGUCUAAGAGACAGCCAAGAUGGUCCUUGGCCUCUUCAGCAGCUUCAGCUUUUGUAGCUGGAGUCAGUCAGGGCGCCGCCCUCCCAGGUCAGGUGGGAAAAGGCCUGGAAGCCAGGGAGCAAGUUUUCCAGAACCAACAGCUAAGAUGGCUCAAAAACGAUGUAUGGGAUUUGAAUACUUCAAAUGCACCAUAUACCGGUAAAUCCUGGGUAUUAUUAUAGUUACGUGCAAUCUGAAUUACGUAGGCUUUUACAAAUCCAUUCUAUUUGGAUAAUCAGGAGAAACCUUUUUCACAAAGGCUGCAGUUUACCAUUGCCAAUGAUUCCAAAACAUUUACUCCCUUUUGCCUUCCAAUACUUUCAUCACCGGAAGGAAUCCUUGAUGAUCCACAGUUGUCAAAAGGAGGACACAUUGCGUGGCGAGUUCCCACCUCCCACCAGUAGGAAUAACGACACAUGACACAAGUCUUUUAGGUUAAUGGGCUAAAAUUGGCCACAACUUUAUUGGUUACUGGAAACGAGCGGUAUUGGCUUAGGUAUUGGUCCUAUCCGUCUAUCCGGCUUCAGCCUGUUUGCUUGAAGACCGGGAAGGGUUAACACCAGCAGGGGGAGCCCUGCUGAUGCACAGCAACUAGGGACUCCCCCAGGGGUCACCGCUCGGGAGCGCGCUUUAGGCCCUGACCUCCAUAGGCUUCAGACAAGGCCAAGCCCCCUGGAAUCCUUUACCAGACUACCCUUCAAUAUUCGGGGGAGGGGAUGGCACUCCUCCCCCCCAACACAUCUACAUAACAAUACCCCUACCAAUGCCUAACCGCCAAAACCAAAGAAGUUGUGACGAUUUGCUACGAGGUAGGCAAAAAACCAAAUGGCCAGUGCCAAUUUGCCAAAUGGAAAAAAUUCCUACCAAGCCCCUUAACGGCAACCAACCGAGGUCCAUAGCAAGGUCAGAAGGGAAACCUUGGAGGGCGGGCAGGUGGGAAACCUAAGAAGCUGAGCGGCCAAAGAGGGAGAUCCCAGGCCGCGCUUGCCUUAAAUGAGGCAAGCCACACCCCCUGAGCCAGCCGAUUGGCUGGCCAGGUGAUGACGCGGCCCGAGGAUUCCCCUGAUCGCGCAGGGCUGGAAGCCAGCCUCCGCGUGUGUGUUGGAGGCGUGAAGCCCGCAACACCAGCUCCUCCUGAGGUCGGAAGUGGCUUUUUCAUAGACCACUUGCUGCUGCACUAAUCACAGUCCAACCUGGAAAAGAGGGUCAGUGAAAAUUUUCCGGGACGUCCAGCAUAGGUGGGGUUUUAAUAAUAGGCUCUGUGGCAGGUGAGAAAAUGAUCCUGACUCUUGUAUUAGCUGAGAUGGGCUGAAAGCGGCUGCUUUCUUUCUUUUUUUCUUGCUCCACAGCUGAAACAGAAACAGAUUGUCUGAAGGGCAGAUUGUUCUUCCCAAGAUCUUGUCAGCCAGUCUUCUAAAUACAUGUAAAUAUGGGUCCCUUGGCGUCCUAGAUGAGCUGUCAAGUCUGCAAGGCACACAAUGAACAUUCCGGAGACGUGACGUAUUUUAAAGGGGGUUUAUUUUGUUUGGGGCUUGGUAAAUACUAGGGCUGCGAAUCAGUGUAAAACUGAAACAUUAGAGAUGAAUCAUUUAAAUUGGCUAUAAAUAAUGGCUUUCCUAGGGCCACAAAAUAAUUUCAUACCUCUAGAGGGAGUGAGCCUAGUGGCAGAACUCAGCAAAGGCAGGCAGCUGUCUGGGCCAGAGCACACAAAUAGGCUCAUCAGCACUAACAACUGGGCCUUCUAUUACACUGGGUGCUCCAAAGCACUGUGGGGAGUUUCAAAAUGGCAAUCCAUAGCUGCCUACAAACAGGGCAUCUUAUCAAUGAAGAGGACACAGUGCCAAGGGCCUUCUCAAAUCUGGAUGUGGCCCUGAGAGAUAGGCGUUGGAAAUUGAGCUUGGGGAAGGUAAUACGUAUGGGGAAAUGUUUACAGUACCAAGAUCUAUAUGGUACGUCUUCCGAUUUCAGGCAGAAUCAGUUGAAGUCUGACAAUCCAGUCCUAGACACAGGAAGAAUAAAAUAAAACAGCCUGCUAUUUCCUCGCGUGGAAGCUGCAUUCUCCACGCUGUCAUCAUUUCAGCAAGAUGUUAUAUAAAAAUCAGCAAUUGUAGGAGACUCAGCUUUUUGGUGCUUGUCUUGGAGAGAGAGUGGGGGGGGAGGAGAGGGAGAGGGUUUAGUUGCAGGUGCUUUGCUAGGUAACCUUGUACAAGCUCCUUGGCGCUGGUUUGCAAAAACACCUGAACAUCCACCGUCUGUCGUCCGUUUGGCAUUCUGAGCCAUUCCCAGGCUCCUCACUCUGACAGUGUGUGCGAAUCACUUGGGGAUUAUGUGAAGUCACUGAUCAGCCACCUCAAUCUAAAUACCUCUCAGCAAGAAUUCUGCCUUGUAUUUGCUUCAGCUUGUGCCCUUUUAUUUUUGAAGCCCGUGUCUCUCUACCAGUACAGUGGUACCUUGGUUUAUGAACUUAAUCCGUUCCGGAAGUCCGUUCUUAAACCAAAACCGUUCUUAAACCAAGGCUCGCUUUCCCUAAUGAGGCCUCCCACCGCCGGUGCCCUUCCACUGUUCGGAUUCCAUCCUUAGACCAAGGUAAAGUUUGCAAACCGGGACACUACUUCCAGUUUUGCAGAGUUCGUAAACUGAAUAGUUCGAAACAGGGCUGUUCUUAAACCAAGGUACAACUGUAUAUUAAAUCCCUGCUUUUCACAUGUGCAGUCUCUUUCUAGAUCAUGAGACAGCCAGCAGGGCUUGUCGUUUUCCAUCCUAGGUGCACAGUAAAAAAAAGGGUAAAGGACCCCUGACAGUUAAGUCCAGUCACAAACGACUCUGGGGUUGCAGCGUUCAUCUUGCUUUAUAGGCCAAGGGGGCAGGCAUUUGUCUGCAGACAGUUUUUCUGGGGUCAUGUGACCAGCAUGACUAAGCCACUUCUGGUGCAACGGAACACCAAAACAAGAGCAGCGCACGGAAACGCCAUUUACCUUCCCACCGGAGCGGUACCUAUUUAUCUACUUGCACUUUGACGGGCUUUCAGACUGCUAGGUUGGCAGGAGCAGGGACUGAGCAACGGGAGCUCACCCUGUCGUGGGGAUUUGAACCGCCGACCUUCUGAUCGGCAAGCCCUAGGCUCUGUGGUUUAGACCACAGCGCCACCCGCAUUGGUAGUAGUGGUGAAAUCAUGGUGGUGCAACCCCACAGAGUAGUCCCUAAUGUGUUUUGUUGUGUUCUUCACAUGUUCAAGUUGUUGUAGCAGUCAUUUCAUUGCUGCAACCUUCUCAGUGUACUGGGAGACAAUGGGGCUUUAAGCUGGACCGUUCACCAUGUCUGUCUCGUAUGAUCUGUUGUGUCAUGUGAUAUUUUUGAACAGGCUAGGCACUGCAUCAGUAGUUGAGGAGGUGGGACAUCAGCCCGAAACCAACCAACCCAGUGGUAGAAAAGGGGGCAGACCCACACAGGCAGUUGAUUUCAUCCCACUGAAGUUCCAAAGCUUUCCUUGCCUCUCCCACUUCUACAUCCCAGAGUUUACACUAAAACUGGCAAGCUGUACUUUGGCUAAAACUGAGCAUUAAACGUGUAAACCUCUUGUAGUUUUCUGCAGUUCACAUUACAGUGCAUUAAUUUCAGCUCUUUCCUAGACAAAAUAAAACUCUGGAUAUUUGGUCAACUGCUACAGAAAGAGAUUUUCUAAGUAAGUCAUCUUGCUCCUGGAUAUUAAUUCCAAAGGACCGAGGCAGCCUGACAUUUUCUAUCAGCUCCUUUGCUUGUAAGAGAGAACUUUAAUACACUGUGAUAUCAUUAAUAAUGAUGAUGUAUAGAGGUUCCUCAGCAGGAGCCAGAAGUAGUGCAAGAUUAAAGCUCUCCCUACAUGCUGCUGCUUAAGAAUGGAGACACUGACAGUAUGCAGUAUUAGUUGGCUUCAGCGCUCCAUCAGCCAGAGAAAAUCCAUCUACUAAGAUGAAUGACAGUUCCCAGUUCUCUGUCUCAUUCUAGCGCAGGGAUGAGCAACCUUGUUCAGCCCUGAGGGCCUCGUUCCCUUAUGAGCAUCCUUCCAAGGGCUGCAUCCCAGUGGUGGAUGGAGGAACCAGAGGCAAAAGUGGGGUGGAACCACAUGUGUCACCUUUGUACAUUGAAAGUCAGAGCUUCCUUCACUCCUCACACACAUAUUUCUAUCCAGGCAAACAAGAGGUGCAAACGCAGUUCAAGGACACAUUCCAACCAGAAGAUGCACUCAGGAAGGGUGCAGAGUAGGAGCACUGAGGGAUGUACCCUGAGGAUAGGGGGUGUGGACUGGGAAGUAUCACAAGGGCCUGACAGAGGGACCUGGAGACCUUGAAGUUUCCUCAGCCCUGCUCUAGUGUAGUGAAGAAGCAGAACCUAGGAUGCUUUGUAGAUGAAGAGGUGGAGCUGCAGAGAUGGGCAUGAGCUUGAUUUGCAUUUUCUUGGGCAGCUAAGAGGGCAGAGAACAUACUCAGCCUCCACUCCAACAGUGUCUUCUAAAAGUGCACUUCUUUAGCUUUUCCUACCUCAGCCUGUGGUUGCCUAUUAUUCUCACAGAGAAAAGGGUACCAAGGGCGAAACAUUUCCUCUCGAUGUGAUGCUAGAUGGCCUAGCACCCCAAAAAAUAAAUAAAUGGUGGGAUGUCUUUGUCCCAUAUAUUAGAUUUCAGAAGGAUAAUUAAAGGUAUGUUUCAUAUUAAGGUUUAGUCUUGCAGUCUUAGUUUAGUUUUCCAUACACACCCACACACCCCAUUCCUCAUAAAGAGAUGCAUUUUUCUUCAGAAAACAGUUCAUAUUUAUGUAGCACUUUAGAAUGUUCAAAGAUCCGCAGAGGUACCUUAUCUUGUGAAAAAAGAAUGCAUUAAUCUUGCAGAUAGUGCCACAGCUUUCCACAGCUUCCUGUCAUAACUAAGGAAAUUCUGCUUUUCGAGGAGGGGUUGGAUGUCAUUGAGGAAGCGAAAAACUGGGUUCAGGGACAAUCCCUAGAGAGAGCGUCACUGCUUUGCCAGAGGCCCCUGUUGGGAGUCACAGGACUCAACAGUGAGGUCACCUGCAUGGCCUGAUAGUGCAUGUAUGCCCCUCAUCUUGGUCUCUGAGGACUCCUCUGAACCCUCAACAGUUUUUGAGGGCACUCCUCUUCUGCCACACCACAUCCAAGGGCAGCAGGAGCCUCUCCAGUUCUUCCUGAUCCAGUGCCUGAGAAAUAGGAUGGCCCCUUUAAACCCCAACAGUUUCAUCAGGGGAGCCAAGCUUGGAGAAAGCAGCCAAACAGAAUGAGCACUUAAGCUGUGUUGGCUCUGGACCAUCAUUGGAGCAGCAUCCUAUUCUCAUGUCUCCUCUGAGUCUUUUAUCCAGACCAGACUUCAUAGAAUCAUAGAGUUGGAAGAGACCACAAGGGCCAUCGAGUCCAACCCCCUGCCAAGCAGGAAAACACCAUCAGAGCACUCCUGACAUAUGGUUGUCAAGCCUCUGCUUAAAGACCUCCAAAGAAGGAGACUCCACCACACUCCUUGGCAGCAAAUUCCACUGUCGAACAGCUCUUACUGUCAGGAAGUUCUUCCUAAUGUUUAGGUGGAAUCUUCUUUCUUGUAGUUUGGAUCCAUUGCUCCGUGUCCGCUUCUCUGGAGCAGCAGAAAACAACCUUUCUCCCUCCUCUAUGUGACAUCCUUUUAUAUAUUUGAACAUGGCUAUCAUAUCACCCCUUAACCUCCUCUUCUCCAGGCUAAACAUGCCCAGCUCCCUUAGCCGUUCCUCAUAAGGCAUCGUUUCCAGGCCUUGGACCAUUUUGGUUGCCCUUCCUCAGGCUCGGCCCUCCAGAUGUUUUGAGACUACAAUUCCCAUCAUCCCUGACCACUGGUCCUGCUAGCUAGGGAUUAUGGGAGUUGUAGGCCAAAAACAUAUGGAGGGCUGAGUUUGAGGAAGCCUGAUCCAGAUUGACCCUGAACCUAAGUCCAUAGUGAGCUGACCGUGGUCCUGAUCUCCUGUGAACUACCCUAGCCUUGGUUCCAGCUGGGAUUCAGUCACCCCUUGUGGACCCCAGCUUAUAAGGAAGAGGUAACCAGCAACAUUUGGAGAACCACACUGACCACUCCUGCUGCUGUAACAGGAUAACUAGAUCUGCACUUUCUCUUGUACACUAGAACCAAGUGCAGCUUUCCCCGUCUUCCUUUUGUUCUCUAUUCAUUUUAUACUCAACUACUAGUUUUGAUAUCAUUUGUUUUAAAAAGUUGCAUCACUGUAUUAGUUAUAAUACAGUAUAGUAAAAAGGCACACUUGUAUAUUUGCUGUAUUUUUUAUGGUUUCAGUAAUUCAACAGCAAAAGCAUUGAAGCCCCACCCUAAAUACUGGUAAUUUUUCCUCAGUUAUUUCUUUGGCUUCUCAGUUUCCAGCAGUCAUUAUCCUUCCACUUUAAAGCAUAUAUUCAAGGCAUAGGAAGUAGAGACUUUUUUAUAUAAAAAAAUGAGGUUUUCAGAAAGCAGUUCUGUGCCUAAUAGCACUUUCUGCACUUCUGUAGAACUGCAGCAAAGUUGGAAGGCAAAAGAAUGAUAGUUGUAAGGUACAAUGAACUUACAUUACACCAAAGCAUUAGAAAUGCUAUAAAUUAUUGACUUUUUAAAUUUGGCUAUGUGUAGUGCCACCCUGCUCAUGCUUUCUCACUAUGUUCAAUGGAGCUUAAUCUUGGAAGUGUGUGUAGGAUUAUUAAAUUGAUCUGCUUUCUGUUUUUACGUGUGUGUGGAAUGAUUCAUGGCUCCAGUAUCUUAUAUGGGUGUGACAUAAGGUACAGUAACCAUGAAUAAUGCAACAGAUACUUAAAAUUAAAAAGCAGAGCAAUGUAAGUUACUAAAAUUUGGUUUUUAGAGCAUUUAUAACUCUGCUGUAAUUUAGAUUCAUUGUAGUUAAACUGACAAUGGAUUUAUGGAAGGUUUCAUACAAGAAUGGAAAUGGAAUCAUGUCUGUGCAAACUCUCAAUUAGCCAUAAUUAACAUGUCAGUGAGCUAUCAAAGACAUGCUAAUAGUUGGUAAAUAAUUCCUUAAUUAGGAACACUAAUAGUAGCAGGUACAAUUGAGGCAUCACACAGCGUUAGGCAUGGAGUGAUUAGCAUAAAAACCUGAAAUGUUAUCCAUGCACAAAUAAGGGUUAGCCAUUCAUUGGAAUGAACAAGCCAAUGUGUAUAUUGGCUUCAUCAGAAUAAUACCAGUAAUGAAUGUAUUCCAAAACCCAUUCUUGUUUACUUUUGCAAAUCAUAAAGCACUUUUUUUCAAUAAUAUUGUGAAGAACAUUGAUUAGUCAGUUAUUACUUCUGAUACAAAUAAGUACAGUGGUGCCCCACAAGACGAAUGCCUCGCAAGACGAAAAACCCGCUAGACGAAAGGGUUUUCCGUUUUUCGAUGCGCUUCGCAAGACGAAUUUCCCUAUGGGCUUGCUUCGCUAGACGAAAAAGUCUUGCGAGUCUUGCGAUUUUUUCCGCUCCCCCUUUUUCUAAGCCGCUAAUAGCCUUUAGCCGCUAAGCCGCUAAUAGCCUUUUAGCCGCUAAACCGCUAAUAGCGCUAAUCCGCUAAGCCGCUAAUAGGGUUGCUUCGCAAGACGAAAAAACCGCUAGACGAAGAGACUCGCAGAACGGAUUAUUUUCGUCUUGCGAGGCACCACUGUAGCCGUUGCAAAUGCAAUAGAUAAAAUUGUUAGUUCAUGCAUGAGAAACUGAGUACUGUGCUUUUGUGGGGGUUGUUACACAUUUAAAUAAAAAUAAAACAUCUUUCUGGAGAGAGAGAGAGAGAGAGAGAGAGAGAGAGAGAGCGCAAAAUCUGUGCAUUUUCCCCUUUGGAGAGGCAGUAGAGGAAGCUGUUUGAAUCCAAACGGCUUCUGGGUGGUGGUGUUGUUGUUCUUUGGUAGGAGGUGUUUAACUGCAAAUGGCGUGAACAAUUUGAUUUUGAAUCCAUGGCAUACUAUAGCACCAAGUAGUCAGUUAAAUAGUACAUUUACAUGUUUACAGAAUGCAGUUCUGCUGCCCAUAACUCUAAGCCUCUCCCAUCACAUUUUACAGUGGGGAGGAGGGAACCAAAUCUAUUUCACUUUCCUCUUUCAUUCCAGAUAUGGGAUGCUAUUUGUGAGAGUGCACUUUACAAUCUUUUCAAAAAAACAUCUGUGGGCUCCCUUUUCUCUGUUUUCAGCAUCUUCAUCAGCUUCUGUUCCCUUCUUUCGUUCUUCCUCUUCAUCAUCCUCUUCCGGUUCUUUCGGUUCUCCUUCCACCCUUUCAUCUGGCCCAGGGUUCAUGUUCGGAUGAAGGGCUUCUUUCCAUCCUCUCUCCAUAUCCCUUUGUAUCUGGUGGCCGAUGCCCUGAUCUUCGGGUAGCAGCCUCAAAGGAAGCCGCAGCAACGUUCAGGCUUCAUUUGCUUGCACAUGUCUGAGCAUGUCUUUUAUAAGAGGAUGCCUAGGGUUGAUUUGCAAUGCCUUCUGUUGGCGUGCAUAGUAAUAUGUAGGAAUUGUGGAGUCCGGUAAGUCUGAGCUUUCACAAUUCUUUCCAUGUUGAUGGGCCACACACACUGACUAAUGGCAUCUUUCCCCCUCUGCAGAGACUUCAAAGGGACUUCACUUUAAAAGCUGAUUGGGUGUUAUAGCAUGUCUCUUUGAAGGCCCGCCCCCAGCAACCUGUCAACUGAUUGGUGCUGAAAGUGCACCCUCAAAAGAGGUUUCCUCUCUUUAACUUUGGCAGACGUUGUGCCCCUCUGGGUCGUUAGACCCAAAAUAAUCUUCAGUCCUUAACAAGCCUCCUGGUAAUCAGACCAAAAUUACCUUUCUGUCAAUAUCAAGCCCCAUUUUCACUUGCAACAAUUCUGUAAUAAUUAUGGUGCCCUAAUGAAGCACUAUUACAGUGCUAUUAGCAUUUCAUAUACAAAUCCUUUUUCCUGGGAGCUUUUAACAUUGAAAAAUUUUAUGUUGCCAUGCAUUUCAGAACACUGACACUUUUAAUACCACAUGCAUCUCUCUCUUUCUCUCCUUCUUCUACAGUUAAAAAACAGGAUUGUACAACAGUCUAAUAUUAUUACAUAUUGUAAUUACACACCCUAAUUACAUGAUUGCAUGCCUUUACACUAAUUGCACAAUUAAACGUCAUUACAGCAAUUACACGAAUACAUUUGAAUCAAUUAAGAAUUGCCUUAAAAUGCACGGGCAAUUCACACAACAAACACAUAUACCAUGGGUGUAUUGGCAACCCCACAAGAAUCCCCAUUCCAUUAUCCCAUCGCAUCUGAUAUUCCACCCUCUAGCUUCAGUUUCUUGCUUUCUUCAAAGUUUUCUUGUAGGUAGGUUUGCAAAUGUUUAGUAUAGACUGGAGUCAGAACAAGUUGCUGUGCUCAAAAUGAAAAUGAUCCUUUUAUUGCUAUUUCUUCGUUUUCUUACAUUUAUCUCAGAAUAUUCGUUUCAAAUAGUUUUUACACUUGUUUCUGAUUUCUCCAGGCAUCCCUAAUCUAGAAUGCUGUGCAGAACCCUGCAAAAAUAUUGUUCCCGUGUUGUAUGAGGAAAAAUGCAUGGUCAUAAUGCUGGCCGUUAUAGCACUGCUGGUGCCACUAGAUAACCCAAUGGGCAAGGAGAUGGGGCAGCUAUCAGCUGCCGCCCCCCAGCUGUGAGUGGCCUUCCAUAACAGAUCAUGUUCCCCGACCCCCAAGCAAGCCAGUGGGUCCAAGUGGCAGCAGAUGCACGGAAGGUAGGCAAGUUAUAGGCCCCGAUGGCAUGUGGGCCCUGACAAAUGUCCCAUUCUGCCGGGUGCUGAUUCCAGGCCUGUUUCAUUCACGUGAGCAAAGCUGACCCUGUUCUUUCAUGGGCAAGUAAGCUGUGGGGCUUCCGACUCCUGAAAUGAUGGCUUCUUUGUGUAUCUUCAAGAAAGUGGUUUAGGCCUUGAACAUUCUUUUUCUUAGCACUGAGCAUAACUGUUUAAAGCUCAACAAGCGUGUCUCGAGAGAUAAGCACAUUUCUUUUCAUGGAGCAAUCCUUCUUUCUCUUGAAGGUACCAAUAAAAGCCUCACUCGAGAUAAAGAUGCCGUCCUCAGCUGGCUUGGCGGUUGUUAUGUUUUAUGCAGUUUGUUCUCUUUAAGAGAUGUUUCUGAAAUUGCGUAAUCUACCCAGCAUUAGACAUUUAGAGCCUUCUUUCCAGAUCGUCCCAAACCAUAUAACUUUCAGCAAGGCUCAUACCAUCCCUGUCACGUCCACACAUACACUGGAUAGGGAAGUAGCUACAAAUGGGAGCAGUCCAUGUCACCAUUCUCCGCUGCUGCCUUUAGGGGAUCAGGAGCAGCAGAGUCAGUCGGGAGCAUACAGUAAAUCACAUGAAGUAAGUGGACUUACCUCUUUAUUAGAAGAAGGCUCUGUACAGGAGCAUCAGGCCUAGUUGUAAAGACUGAAUGUCCCUGCCUUUCUGACAGCUAUCUAAAUCCCACCGCUCUGUAGGGCUCUGCCCACACAAUCUGAGACUGUGCCUGCUUGCCUUCCUUUGCUGUACCCCCUGUGAUGAUUUGGUCUGGAUUGGUGAUUUAUAACCACAGCAGUGUGGCCUUUGGGUGGCUGGUGGGUCAGAGCUUGCAGAGCACUCAAGCCGUGCCCCCAGCCGUAAAUGUUUGUGUGAGUUUCUCUCACAGCGUUGCUGUUUCCAAAAUGAUUUCCCUUCGAGGUGGGAGGAAUAAAUAUGAUGUUAAUCAUUUGGACAAGGGCACUAGGUAGGCCAGAUCUAGUCACAAACAUUGAGUAUUUAAUUAAGCGUAUUUAGGACCGUUACCAUCAGAGGUUAGGGGAAAUGGGGAGAGAAGGAAAGCUUCAUUAUAAGUGAACAUCAAGAAUAAGGCUGACUGACGGUUGGCUGCUGCAACUAGGGGGUGCGUUGGCUAAGCUAAUCGUACAGAUCUUAAAUUUUUAAUCAAACCUACUUGAAAAACUUGGGAGCCAUGAUAACUGGCCACCAUUCUCUGGGAAUCGCACUAUGCAAUGUUGGCAAAGCUGCAUCAUGUGGAAAUUGACUUACCUGAAUUCAUCUUUUGUAAUGGCAGGCCUAUGUUUUACCCUGACACACAUUUCCCAGUGCUCUCUGUGCACCUGUUACUCAUUUGUAAAAGGUAAAGGUAAAGGGACCCCUGACCAUUAGGUCCAGUCGUGACCGACUCUGGGGUUGCGGUGCUCAUUUCACUUUAUUGGCCGAGGGAGCCGGCGUUUGUCCGCAGACAGCUUCCGGGUCAUGUGGCCAGCAUGACUAAGCCGCUUCUGGCGAACCAGAGCAGUGCACGGAAACGCCGUUUACCUUCCCGCUGGAGCAGUACCUAUUUAUCUACUUGUACUUUGUGCUUUCGAACUGCUAGGUUGGCAGGAUACUCAUUUGUAGAGUAAGAUAAAAAGGUGUGCAUGUAUGUCGUUGGUAAAAUGGGGAUAAAUAACCUGCAUCCCUCCAGAUGUUGAUGGAGUCCUGCUCCUAUCAGCCUCUCCCAGCAUGCCCUCUGGUUAGGGAUAAUGGGAGCUGGAGUCCAGCAACAUUGGUAAGACUGCAAGUGACAGAGGUCAGUCACUAAACGGGAUGAUUUAGAAGCUCCUUGUGCAUCCCCAAUGGAUCAGUCAUUACAUGGUGUCCAAAAUGGGUGCAAAACAGUGCUUUUAAGUCUCGCUUCAUAACAUAUGUGCAGCGUUAGUAAGUAAAACUUUAUCAGCUUAUGGGAAUUGCUUGGGCUUUAUAGUUCCUUAGUCUAUUUAUAUUUUAAGGUGACAAGAACUCACCCCCAAAUGAAAUUUCAUGAGAUGGUAUGAAAAUAGAAACAGGCAAUUUCACAUCAUAUAUUCCCAGCUGAGAUAUGAUUAUAUUUUUCCUAUUUUGGUACUUAUGUGGCUAACUUAUAUGGUGCCUAUUUGUUCCACACACACAGGGAAAGCAAAUAGGAGCUUCAGGCUAGAGUGGGGGGGAGGGAUGAUAGCUUCAAACUGGGUAGAGAUAUAAAAUGUUGAUAUAAAGUAGUGCACGGAAGAAGGAUGUUUAAAAACUCUUCCCAUCGCAAUGUCUCCAAUAUGACCACCCCCAAAAGGGAGAUUUGAUCACGGAUCCCCCGCAGUCUCACUUGGUUGCACUCUUAACAUUUCUGCAGAAUCAAAAGCGCAGCUAAGCAUUCAACAAAGCUAUGCCCCUUAACCUUGCAGCUUUCUGGUUUUCAGCAUUUAAUUUUCUCAAGGAUUAAGUACCGUUUGAGUCUGGCUUCUUUCUCUUCAGGAGGUUAAUUCUUGAUUAUUUCUAUUGCUUCCCUUAAUGAAAAGAAAACAAGGGAAUCAAGUUAACAAGCAUCCAUCAUAGGUGGGUUUUUUAAAAAAAGAAAGAAGACAAAUGUCUAUUAAUAUUUAUGAUUUGUCUUCAUCUAGUGCCAAAACUGCCGCUGAGAUGUUGAUUUCAAUAGGAACUAAGCACACCUAAAUUUGUAUAGGUCCAACCCACUGUAUGCAAAGCACUUUGAAUAACAUAAGGCACUAUAGAAAUGUGUCUCAUUAUUUCUAGACUUGUUUGCAAGGCUGCAUGGGGUGCCCUAUAUAAGCAGAUUCUCCCCACCUGCCUGCCCCCCCCCGAAAGUUUGGCAUUCAGGUGGCAUUGCUGGAUUUCACAAUGCCUUUCUAGACAACAACACAAUUAUUUACUUCAGCCAUUUGAUAAGUACAGCUGGGUUUCUUUUACCUAAACAUGUUAAAAUCCAUACAACCAAAAAUGUCAUGGGCAGCUAAACAUAAGAAAUGGGAGACUCUAAAAACUAAACAACCGUCCCCUGGGGAAUCAGUGGCAGCCAUCCAUCUCCCUUAAACUCCCUUAAAACAACCAUGAUUUGCAAGCGCAGACAGCAAUGCGGCCAGUCAGCCUCUAGAGAACUUUAAUACACUUCCAUUACUCAAACAGAAAUUACACUGAGAUUUAAAAAACACACACCAAAUAAACCAGAGAUGCAAGCUCUGACUUCAGCAGAGGCCAAGGGAGCAAAUCCUGGACAGUUCCUUGCAGAGCUCAGGCUGAAUGAGGGCAGCGCUCAGAGGUUGCCUCAGCUACAGCCACGCUCAGGCUGAGCCUGACAUAAAAGCUGCAGCGUUCAAAGUGCUUUGCCUUCACUGAGAGGUUCCUCUUUGUUCAAAAGGACAUGGCCUUCACUAGACAUUUACUUCUGUAGAGCAGGAGAAGUAGCCAGUGUGGUGUAGUGGUUAAGAGCGGUAGUCUCGUAAUCUGGGGAACCGGGUUCGCGUCUCCGCUCCUCCACAUGCAGCUGCUGGGUGACCUUGGGCCAGUCACACUUCUCUGAAGUCUCUCAGCCCCACUCACCUCACAGAGUGUUUGUUGUGGGGGAGGAAGGGAAAGGUGAAUGUUAGCCGCUUUGAGACUCCUUAAGGGGAGUGAAAGGCGGGGUAUCAAAUCCAAACUCUUCUUCUCUUCUUCCAUUUGCACUGGGGCACAUGGCGUCCUUAGGCCAGAGAAAUACUGGUUGUACAGGUUCCUUUUGAAGAAGUGUUUCCGCUAGUUUAGUUGCUUCUAGUCCUGGCCCUGAGGGCAUGGGAUGAUCUAUCAUAGCUUUCGUCUGAGACUCUUUUCACACAAGCACCCUUCAACACUGCUGAGAUGGCUUCGGUUCUUUGUUGCAUUUAACCAAGCGCUAUUUUUGCCACAGGCCAGUUUGGAAGUAUGCUUUAACAAACAUACUUUAAGAAACCCCAUUUCCCCCACCCCCCGUGGUUCACUGACCACCUCUGAGCAACAGAAAGCCACCUCAUUGACAGAUGGGAUGUUCUGGGGCAAUUCCAUUUAUUUCCUCGUGAAAACCCUGCUUUAUUUCCCUCCUCCAGACUUCUGUCUUCCUUUAUUGCUAAGGAUGCCAUUUGGAAAGCCUUUGUGGCCUGAAGCAUCUCAUUUCCUGUUCACUUUCCCCUUGAUUAAUGUCCUUCAUAAGCCGCUUGUCUGUGUCAGUGCAUUGCAUAGUAGUUACCCUACAAGACGCCUCCCUGUGGAUUCCUCAUUUAAAGAAGCUUCUUCUACUGCCCCCCAUCCCCUUCUGUAUGACACCUGUGACUUUGGAAAAUUUCGUAACGGCACAGGCAUUCUAAAUUGAUCAUCCAAUUAACUUUCUGCAUAGCCUCCGUUGGAACAUGUUUCCACAGGUUGCUGUAAUUGAAAUUAAAUCAAAAUUUUAAAGUGUAAAUCGUGUCACCAAGAGUAUAAUGGAUUAAUCACAGAAAGGAGAUUUGCAGGUAGCAUGUUUAAAAUGAGCAAGACGUGCAGCUGUGCAGUACAUAUUUAAAGGAUGGAUAUUAACCAAAUAGCAGAAAAUACUCUGUGCUGUAUCCUUCCAAGUAAGAUGGCUUUUUCUUACAUUUUCUUUUCCCUGAGAGGGGUCUUAUCUCCACUUCCAGUGUGGUGUAGUGGUUAAGAGCAGUGGACUCGUAAUCUGGGGAACAGGGUUCCCUUCCCCGCUCCUCCACCUGCAGCUGCUGGGUGACCUUGGUCUAGUCACACUUCUCUGAAGUCUCUCAGCCUCACUCACCUCACAGAGUGUUUGUUGUGAAGGAGGAAGGGAAAGGAGAUUGUUAGUUGCUUUGAGACUCCUUAGGGUAAAAGUACCCCUGACCAUUAGGUCCAGUCGUGGCUGACUCUGGGGUUGCGGCGCUCAUCUCGCUUUAUUGGCCGAGGGAGCCGGCGUACAGCUUCCGGGUCAUGUGGCCAGCAUGACUAAGCCACUUCUGGCGAACCAGAGCAGUGCACGGAAACGCCGUUUACCUUCCCGCCAGAGCGGUACCUAUUUAUCUACUUGCACUUGAAGCGCUUUCGAACUGCUAGGUUGGCAGGAGCAGGGACCGAGCAACGGGAGCUCACCCCGUCGCGGGGAUUCGAACCGCCGACCUUCUGAUCGGCAAGUCCUAGGCUCCGUGGUUUAACCCACAGCGCCACCCGUGUCCCUCCUGAGACUCCGUAGGGUAGUGAUAAAGCGGGAUAUCAAAUCCAAACUCUUCUUCUUCUUCUAGUGUUACCACUUCAUCUGCAGUUUUAGGGAAAUGACAUUAAACAUGUGGUUCCACUGGUUAGAGUGUCAGGCUAGGACUAGGGAAACCCUGCUAGCCAUGAAGCUCACCAGUGACCUACUCUCAGGCUAACCUGCCCCACAGGGUUCUUGUGAAGAAGAAAAAUUGUGGGGAGGAACAUGCACCCUGUUUUGAGCUCCUUGAAUGAAAGGCAGGAUAUAUAUGAAAUACAGAAUUCUCUACAAAAAGUCCAUCAAUGGUGUAAUGGUUCUAGGGGUUGCUCGUGCGUAAGUUGCCGCCACUCCUGCCUUGGUUACCUGGUUGAACCCUUUCUGUCUGGACAGCCUCUAGCUUUGUGGCUGUCUCAGUCGCUGGCAGAAUCCGUCAGUGGGUGUUUCUUGAACUUCUUCCAGCAAAGAAGUUCUUUGACGCCAAGUCUCCUCCUACUCUCCCUGCGCGGAAGUCUUCUGCGCAGGGAGGGUGUGGGCAGCGGAGUACCCGUACUCUCUCCGCUGGUCUCCGGCGAGGAGUCUUGGAGCCUCCUCUCCGAUUCCCCCAUCUGCCCCCCUUCUCCACUGGUGUUACGCUGAUUUCCUUCCCCAGCAGAUGGGCUGCCUCUCUCCCUACUGGGACCCUCUCCGGCAUCCCUCUGGAGCCUUCUCUCCGCCUCUAGCUCCGAUGGCAGUUCCCUGACAAAUAGCUAUCUCCAUGCGACGAUAAUAAGUAUAUUUACCCAUAAAUAAAUCUCAUUCAGUUCAGAGUGAUUAGGUGUGCAGCAAAGGUCUCUCCAUUUAACGGAAGUCUCUCCAUUUAAUGAAGUAGCACUUUCUCUUUGCCAUCAUUAUACCAAAACUGGCCUUUUGUCAUCUCCUGUUCCCUUCCAGUCAUGGGCAUUAAUGAAGCGGUCCUUUGAUGAGAUAUUUCCUGUUCUCUGCUAGCUGUGGGCCCUGAAAUUCCUUAAUUUUCCUUUUCAGCAGUUGCUUGUUCAUGCAUUUUAAUUUCAUUUUUAUUGGAGCAGUUGUGCUUCAGUGAAAAUAAAAUAUAACUGAGCAUAUGCUGUGGCUACAAAGAGGAAGUGAAGAAUUGAUGGGCCUGUGAGAGAGGAAUCAGGUAACCUGUCCAAAAGGGCAGGGCAUCACUGAGUAUGUCAUCAGCUCCCUCCCUGACCGCAUCUCUGUCGGGUCGGCCGGGGGCUAGGACGAUCCCCAAGCAUACGACAGGAACGUUUCCAGCCUGUCUAUCCCAUCAGGGUGCAGCACGCAACUCUAGGGAGUUCUGAACCACCUUCCCUGACGAUUUGCAGUGACUCAUGCCUUGGAGACACUGAGCACACAUCCAGAGUCCAGCAGAGAUAAAACGCAGUCGGAGCUAGGCUGGGGUUGUAAGCGCUAAGCUACUUCAUUAAGCAUAAGUCAGAACAAAGGAAGACAUGUCUUCUCUCUCUUGUCUUCCUCGGAGAGGAGUCAGGAGUGAAAGCAAAAACAAACGGAAACAGAGUACAGUAAACAUCCGCUCCCGUGAUUCCAACAGUCGGUGCUGGAAUACAUAACAUAGACAUGUGAUGAACCAAUCCUACACAAUAUCUGCACAGUGAGAGGAACAGAAACCCAACCAUCUCCCCAACGGAUACUUUGGUGGCAACAACGGAACUCUGUCAUAACUGAGAAAACACCGUUAAGAAUUUUGCCUUUCCAAAAUAUACAAUUUAUAGACAGUGCCACAGGUAUGUAUGUUUACCUGUCAUCACUAUACUAAUGUCCGCAGAGAUUUAUAGCUGUGGCAGACUUAGGGUUGCUGAGCAUUGAAAACAGAUCCUAGGGAGGAAGAUGCAGUGCUUAUUACUGCUGUGCCUGCAAAAACACUUUUGGACAGUUAAAUGGGCUGCUCAUUCUAUGAGAAAGACACAAAUUAGCAGGAAUAUCAUUAGCUUUGCCUGGCUCCCUCUUGAUGCGGGAUUUUUAAGUACUUCAAAUAACUGGACAAAAAUGGUAGUGGGAUGGCCAUGCGCCUCACAGACAAUGAUGUCUGUAUUCAUUUAUCACCAAGGGAGGGGGAGGACCUCAGGCCUGGGAGCUAAAUGCCUCUCUGUCUGGCUCUCAUAACCCUUCCCAGACCACCCCCCUCCCUGGCCUUGAGUUCUGAUAAUGUAUCUUGCUUACCUGGAUAAGAGGCAACACGAUGACCAUGUACAUACGCAAUAGACAAUCUUUUAUAGAAUUCCUUCAAACCAUGAAAAUAUCAAAUGCUAUGGAACAGUGCUCAUAUAAUAAUAUUUUAAUUUACAUACAUUCAUUCGAAAUAAGAUGGGUUUAUGAAGCAAUUCUAUAUCCUCCCACUAUGCUGACGAAGAAUUCUUCGAAACAGUGGUCAAUAGCAGGAAUCACUUUUCAGUGUUAGACAUCAUAUUUGCUGAAUACACAAAGUUUCACAGCUUGUCUUUCAUCGUACAAAGUCUGGUACCUCGCUUCAUUUAAAGAUUUUCAGAGACUUUGAUACUAAAGAUUUUAUUUUGGACUUGUUAUGGUUUGAAGGAAUUCUAUAAAAGAUUGUCUAUUGUGUAUGUACAUGGUCAUCGUGUUGCCUAGACAUUGCUGACGUUCUCUUUGCAACACGGGGGUUUGUUUGGUUACCUGGAUAAGAGAACAGAGAUGGGUGCAGGAGGAUAGAAACUAGCUUUCUGGGCAAAGUUAAACUCUCAGUUGGUUCCUCCACCUCAGGCUGAAAUAAGCUUCCCAGUUACCCGCUCUGUCACAUCACCUUCAGUUUUGGCAGAUGUGUUUGCAGUCUCAUUGUCUCUACCCAUACCUGCACUUGUGAUUUAAGAGAAUUAAUCCAACAAAUACCUGCCUUUUUUUCUUGAGUGAGUGAUGGAAACGGGAACUGCUUUCUUCAAAUGGUAAGUAGUGAUUGGCCUUGCACAUGCACAUCUUCUUUUUUGAGAACUAUCUUCUGAUCUGCUUCGUGCUUCCCACUUAGAAUAAGCAGAGAGCACCCCAUGGUUAUUCACAGCAGGUGUAAAAUGGAGGCUGAUCCAUAAGUGCAGAGGGCCCUGCAUGAAACAUGCCUCAAAUUCAUUUGGAUUGCUUUUUGUUUUCUUAUAUGUUCUGCCGUGCUCUUUGGAUGGAGGUGAAAACAGGGUGCUUUUUUGUUCUACUUUGGACAAAUCAAUUUAGUUUGCAAAGUGACCUGGGGUAUCAGCUAGGAUUCAUUAUUCCUGCCCUCCUUACCUCUUCCCAGGGCUAGGAAAUAAUGAUGAUUUCUGUUUUGGUGCUAUGUUUCUUUUCAGAGGUAGCUGUGGGGUCUGGGUAGACAGGGCAAGGACUACGUCUCUAAGGGACAGCCCCUGACGGCCAUGAAAAAUCAGAAGAGACAUGCCAGUCUGUGCUAACCAGGAAUGCACAGAAACAGAAAGACUCCAAGCCACUCUUUCCUUGCAAGAUCUCACCAUAGAAGACUGAUUUCCUGCUUGUCAGAUUCAGUUGAACGUUUUCUGCCAGGUCACACCAGACUGUCAGGCACAGCAUUUUCUUUGAAACUUUUUAUUAAGACAUUAUCACAGCAGCAGCAGCAGCAGCAGCAGCAACAGCAAAGCCUAUCUGUUGGAGGUGCCCAAGCCCUGGAUUUCCUGCAUCAAGCAGGUGAUUAGAUUAGAUCAAUAGCUCACAAGGCCCUUCUCCAACUCAGUGAUUCUGUGGAUAUAAACAGAGAAGUGUAUCAUAAAUUGCUUAUUCAGUACCAGGGACAAAACUUUGUCAGUGUUUGUUUAAAAAAAAAAGGGUUCUGACCUCCCUUUGUCGCCUCAGCCUGGUCCUUGGACCCUUGUCGGCAUAAAAGAGUCCACGAGAAGAAUAUCCUUGCAGAGUACUUUCUGCUUUUAUUCUUAAAAGUCUUUCUGCAAAAGCGACUGACCAACUGUACACAUCAACACUACCAGCUUUCACUAACCAACCAACCAACCAACCCAAACUAACAUUUCUCACUCUAUAUAUACAACCCGGUGCAGGCCGCUGACUCAUGCUGACCCGGCUUUUUAAGCAUUAAAGAAACAGUGGCCAAUUUUUAGCCGUGACAAACUUUUCAUAUUUCUUGGUUAAGAGUGUAUGGACUAUGGCAACAUGAGUUUUGCACAUAUCUACCAUCCUAUGAAUUUUUGCCCAAAGAGUCUGGUUUAUUCCCUGGAAAGUUUGGCAGUGAAGACCUCUGGAUAGGCACCAUGAAUGGGCCACUGUCCAGCCCACUGGUCAAUACCUUAACACCCAUUGUGGUUGAAACCAUCACCCAAAGAUGCACACUGAACUCCUCUUGCUUCCCACAUGCCUUUGCACUCAUCAGCCAUGUUUGGGAAAGGCAAAUCCCACUGACAUUCUAGAUACCGUCUUUGCUUUAGGAAAACAUAGAAAGCUGCCUUAUACAGAGUCAGACCAUUGGUCCAUAUAGUUCAGCAUGGUCUCCAAUGACUGGCAGUGGCUCUCCUGGGUUUCCCAGCCCUACCUGGUAAUGUCAGGGAUUGAACCGAGGCUCUUCUGAAUGCAGAGCAGAUUCUCUACCAGUGACCUUUGGCCCUUCCCCCUUCAAACCCUCCUCUCCAUCACCAAGUAUUUGACAGAGAUCCCAAACAAUAAUUCUGGAUUCUGUCCACUCUCAGCCUUCCCUUGUGGCUCCUGCUUCCCCUUUGAUCCUUCCCAUGGAAUACACAUAAGGCACAUUGCAGAAAUUCAUUGUUGACGAACUAUACCAUAUCUGCCUCCUUCCAGUAAUUAGCUAGUUUAAGGAGUACUCUUGUUUGUUCCUACACAUCUCUGCCUCCAGGCAGCCAUUUUGAAACGACCCCCUUCUAGUCUCCCUAAUGUAAGAUUUUUAUUCAGUAUUCCUAUUCACAGCCAGCUAAUUAAUCUAAGAAUUUACAUUACCGGAAUCUACCUACGCUUGGGUCUUAUAGUGGCUUCCUACUGUGCAGAUUCUUGAUUAUCUUGGGCAGUUCUCUAGAUAUAUUACUUAUUGCUAUCUUUUGUAGAUGAUAGAUGCUGACAAUAUGCUGCAAAUUUUUCUAGGGCACCCAUUAUAAUUGGGGAGCUUGAAAGUAAAUCUUGAAAGAGAAUAUAUUUUCUCUCAAAGUCAAGAACUCAUGUAGCACUGAAGUGUACUGUACAGUUUCUGUGAACUCUAAAAUCCCAGUUGCACUAGUGCCCUUUCAAUUAAACUGUAAAUGUAUCAACAUUCUUUCAUCUUUAUUUCCAACCAUUAAUAGAAUCUGUGUUGAAUCUUAUGUACACAUUUGUGGAAGUCAGAAUAGCCAAAUAGGUCCCUGGAAUUAUUAGUUUGAUUUUAUUUCCUUUCAUUAUUGGGAGAUAUGAAAUGUGCAAGCAUUCAAAGGCAUGCAGCCAGAAAGGAGGAUUUCCUUGCACUGUGCACAGCAGUAGAAGUUUUACAGAGACACUGUCUCUAAGUGAAGACCUGCCAAUGCUCAUCACAGGCUAUCUGGUCACUAGCCAUCUUGAAAUUACAGUGGUUGAAGCUUUUCAAUGAUUUCUCUAGCACCUUUGUUGCACAUACUGUUCAGUGUUCAAUCUUAGGCUCUUACUGAAGCUUUCAUCUUUUGCCAAUGCACAGCCAAUGGCGACUAACCUCUCACAUUUGACCAACCCGAAUCAAUGCAAGGGUGUACACGCGAGCAAGACUCUGCUGAUGACACCACUUUUGAGCUACUUUUGGCAAUACUGCAAGGGAGAUUCCAGAAAACGCCACUCGUAGAGAGACUGCACCCCUGUGGACAGAGACAAAUAGAAUCAGUAGCACAUGUUCUUUUGCACUGCCCCUGGUAUCAGACAAGUCAAUCCAAGUUUAUUAAUCAGUUGGUUGCUAGUAGGGAGUGGCAUUCAGGCAAAUGUAAGGUAGUACAAAUGCAAUAGUAGCCCGGUUUCUGCAACAAGCAGUGAGGAUUUGUGGAUGUUAUACAACCUUAACUUAAGUAUUAACUAGGCAGUUUUUUUAAUAUUUACAGAGCUGCAGAUUAAUUUUAGGAGGUGUGCUAAGAUUAAAAAAAAGAAAGUCAAUAGGAGCUAAAUUAGGUAGCUUUCCCUAGCAGUUGAAGGACAUGUUCCCCCAGAUUAUAAAACAAACAAACCUUUGAUUCCAUUGCUGAAUGGACAGUUAAGGAGUGAGUUAUUUCUGGGGAGAAGAAAGGAGAGAAGAGGCAGCUGCUUGGGUUGUGUUGCUUCUGUCUCUGUGUUAUUGUGGUGUCAUCAGCAGAGGCAGAGGUAAGCAACUGUCCGCAUUUAAAAUGUUGAUAUGCAUAUUUUAUUGGCAGGACUCCACACAAAACUUGACUUGCUUUCCUAGCUGCUGUUAUUUGCUGGUCACAACCAAUUCUGCCCCUCCCCUUUCGCAAAGUUCUGCAGAACAGCAAGCGCUUUUGUCAUCGACAUUUGUGUUGCAGUAUAGAGAAGGGAAGGAACCCCAGGAAUCUCUCUCUGUCACCCAGAAACGAUUCCUGCCAUUUCCUGCCUUCUUCAAAGUGAACUAUAGCUAACGAGAUUCUGAUAGAUUAGAAAGCAUCCAAUCUUCUCUUCUGCGCAAGCCUUUUUUCCUAAAGUGCUGUAAAUUGUGCCGUAGAUUUGUAAAGCAUCGCUUAGAUUUUUGUACCCUGUAAGUGCCCUUAAAAUUAAUUUUGUCUUGAAUGUGUCCACGUGCCAAUGAGUUUGACAUAAGCCUUUCAAUUUUAUGCUCCACUAAAAAGAGUGCGUGGAAUGGAAACAGUAAAUCAACCCUGGGAUUUGCAGAGGUGGCCUGCUUAGCUAUGAAGAGCCUGCUCUGUAUAAAUUGAUUUCUAUAACAACUCAUUUGGAUAACAAAACAAAAAAAAGCCUACCUAAAUAUUCCAUGGUGUUAAACUUGCAACCUUAGGAAAUCUUAACCUUGAAACCCUGGAGUUGAUCAAGGGAUACCAGGAGACAGCCAUCUCAGAAAUUAUCUGAGAGUUUACAUAGAAUCUGAUAUGUUUGUACAUUUCUUUUGCAGGUGAAACCCUGAGAAGAGGGAAUAGAUCGUAAUUUCAAAACUUGUAUUUCUAUGUGCACAUACUACCAAAACCCACUGAAUUACUUUUAAGUAAAUACACAAAGGAGCAGACCAUGCAGUGCACACUUACCUCAUAGUCAGUCCAGUAGAAUUAGACAUAAUAUCAGAGUAAACAUGGUCUGCAGUUCUUGUAGAAGACUUUGACUGGGAUGCCAUUAUGGGAUGACAAGGGAACAAUUCUCCUCCUUACCAAUGUGUUUCAGACCAGACAUUGUUUUUCUUGAAUAAUAGCUAUAUCUCCAGUUAUUGCAAGUCAUAUGGAAGUUACACACAUUCUUAAAAUAGACUUAGCUAAGAAGAACCUUGCUGUUCACCUUUUCCUCUCCCCGAGCCUCAAAUAAUAUCCCCACCUUGGAGAUGGCAACAUUUUAGGGACAUUGUGAGGCUGAUUAAAGGUAAAGGGACCCCUGACAAUUAAGUCCAGUCGCAAAUGACUCUGGGGUUGUGGCGCUCAUCUCGCUUCACAGGCUGAGGGAGCUGGCGUACAGCUUCUGGGUCAUGUGGCCAGCAUGACUAAGCCGCUUCUGGCAAAACCAGUGCAGUGCACGGAAACGCCGUUAUGAGGCUGAUUAGAGCUGUACAAAAGUAUAGGGUGGUUGUUGUUGUUGUUCUUGUUGAUCUCCUGGACCCUCCCACUUGAUUGUUGAACUGCUUUGCAGAAAAGCACAGCACCAAGACACAACCAAUGUCACACCAAUUGUUCCACCAAAUCUGCUUUAGUUGUUCUUUCCCACAGGUGUGAGCUGAAGUUCACCUGGUAACAGAAUGCAUCUUUCAAUUAAAACCACCGAGAUUUUAUUACUAAAGGUAAAGGUAAAGGGAGCCCUGACCAUUAGGUCCAGUCGUGGCCGACUCUGGGGUUGCGGUGCUCAUCUCGCUUUAUUGGCCAAGGGAGCCACCGUACAGCUUCCGGGUCAUGUGGCCAGCAUGACUAAGCCGCUUCUGGCGAACCAGAGCAGCGCACGGAAAUGCUGUUUACCUUCCCACUGGAGCGGUACCUAUUUAUCUACUUGCACUUUGACGUGCUUUCAAACUGCUAGGUUGGCAGGAGCAGGGACCGAGCAACGGGAGCUCACCCCGUUGCAGGGAUUCGAACCGCCGACCUUCUGAUUGGCAAGCCCUAGGCUCAGUGGUUUAACCCACAGCGCAUGCAUGGACUUCCGGGGUGGCGCCAUCGGCAAUGGCGGACUUCCUCUGAACUGGAGGGGCUAGCUCCGUGGGAAACGGGUCUUCUCCGCUACGGCGAAGCGGGGACCCUUUUAAAAAUCACAGGAGGAUGAAGCCUGUGACCAUGGGACUCGGCGGGCACCUUUAGCGCCCCCCCAACUCGCUAAGGAACCCACUAACGGGCUCCGAAGUGAAGAGGGGGAAGUGGCGAGGUGCUGUGAGUCAACUGCUAUUUCCGUGGAGCGAAGCCGCAUAGCCGUUGCCGGAGAGCGCUGCCUUUUUCCUGGGACAAUUUGGACUCUAAAAUAAGCACCCGUGAGUACUUAGACUUUGAACAACUGGACAUUAAAUGGGGACUUGUGAGCAGAAAGGAAUUGGAUCUUAAAAAUCUAUUUCAAUUUGGUACGGAACGGGAAGGUCUAAACAGGAAGUCAGCCUUCCGUUCUUUUGUAGACAGAAUAAAGCAAAGACAACGUAAACUAGAGCUCAGAAGAUCGUCUUUAAAGGAUUGGAUUUCAUCAUUUAAAAUUGUGGAACCCCCCUUCGACAGCAGGAGAAGAAGGGGGAUCUUUUUCGGACUGUUUAAAGUGAGUUUAGAGUAAGGCAACUUUCCUCCGUCCUGAUCCUGGAGCAGGGUGUCAGGACUGACGUUUGAAGUUCAUUGACCAGAGACAAACGUUUCUGACAGAUAGCUAAAAGAAUGAGAAACAUAGUGAUUCCACUGUUCCCCGUCGCAUUUUAAAGGAAUAAAUAUUGACAAAGUAUCUCAAAAAGGGAAACUUUGUUGCAAGAACAAAUAGAAGCUUUCCCCCUAGAGGGAGACUGUGAAACUGUAACCAACUCCAGGGAGCCGGCAGCUGUUACAGAUUACAAUCGUGGGAAUAGGCAUUUGACCUUGCAGGACAAUGUAUUCAGAAGCUUUGUUGUGUGCUUUCUAUAAAACAAAUGCCCUACUGGAACAGUUACAUGAGAAGGUGAAUUUGAUGGCGACUUCGACUAGAAAUUUUGAACAGGCAGUGGGAAAUUUUGAACAGACAGUGGGAAAAUAUGUGGAGCCCACCCAGGAAUUAAAUCAGGAGUGUGUCCUGACAGAACAGGCCCAACAGGAAUAUGAGUUUUCGGACUUGACAAAUGAACUUGGAAAAAGCCAGAUUUGGAAAGAAAAAGUUUGGUUUGGCUUGGAAAUGGGGGGCUGGAUUGACCCCCCUAUGCUGGGAUGUUUGGACUUUUCAAAUCUGGCAAUGGGCCGUGAGAUGUUUGGGAUUGUGGGGGCUCUUAAUUUUGGAGGGUCUUUGAAACAUGCUUUUAAAUACCACAUGGAAUUCAGUGCUGAAUAUGGAAAAGGGGCUGAUCUGUUGAGAAGGGUUAAAAAUAUUGCCAAGCUGGAGUUACCACGAGCAGGAGACAAGGGAAAAUACUGUUACAAAUAUGAAGAAGAGCUGCAGAAGGGACAUGGAAGAGACUUGAGGGCCUCGGAUAUAAGGUUGUCAGGUUAAUGGGCUAGAUCGAUGGGAUAAUAAGGACUGACGAAACCCGGAACCAGGAGGAAGGGACGUUGGAUGAAGAUUGGAUCUGUUUGUAUUUCUUUUUUCUACCAUUAGAACUGUUUUAUAAAAUUGAUGAAUGUUAGAAAAAGGUUGGAAUGAAAUUAAUCGGCUUUAGUAAAGAUGUUCAAAGAAUUAUGAAAGAAUAUUAUGGUUAUGAGAAGUUGGUAAGGAUAAGAUUUAAGUUUUAAGCUUUAAGGUUUAUUUUCUUAUAGAAAGAUAAGACUAAAACAGUUUAGAGUAAUGUAAUGACAGAAUAUUACGAAAUAUGGAAAGGAUUUGCUGGGAUAAUUAAUAACUAGGAUACAAAGAAAGGGAGGAGGAGGAGGUCAAAGAAAGAAGGUAAUGACAGUUGAGGAUUCGAGAAUAAUGAAUUUGUUUUUAAAUGUUCUUAAUUGUCUGUGGUGUAUUUUUGCAUUUUUUUUUCUGUCUCUUUUUCUUAUUUUUGAAUUUGUAUUCGUAUGGUUGGAAGGGGUUUGUUUUUUUCUUUUCCUACUUUGUUAACUAUUUUUAUUUUGUAUUUUCUUCUGCUUUUAUUUUACUUUGUAACACUUUGAAAAUUUUAAUAAAUAUCUUAUAAAAAAAAUAAUAACCCACAGCGCAUGCAGUAAAUAAUUUUUUUGCUCAAUAAAAUAAAUAAAUUCACUCUUUUCCAUUUCAUCAGACCCAUUUGCAGGGUUCUGGUUUCUACUUAAAGGUAUUGAAUAGAGGAGUCUAUGCAAAGAUUUGCAAAACAACGACCCCAAAACCAAAGGUUUUUUGUGUCAGGGUAUGAAAUGGACAGAGGCAACCAACCUUCUUAAAAAUCAAAAGAAAGAUUAAGAGCAUGUCUUAAAUACAUCCAAAUCAAUUAGGAACAGUAAGUGGAGAAAAUUAAGAAACAAUUUGUGCUUUUUAAUCAAACAAAUAGUUUUUUAAUUAAGAAACAAAUUGGUUUUUAAUAGUUUUAUUACGUAUCAGUCACAGCACAACUGAACCAGGCUGUAUCUUAAGAGAUAGUGAUGGAUGCUCUGCUUCUUGUAAUUAGAUGAAUUAGAUAAGCAUUAUAAAUUGAAGUUAGCACAUCAAAAAUGAAAAUGAAUUAUCAUUCACUGCUUACACUUGUGUAGACUCAAAUAAACGGAACGAGUAGAAGGUUGAGUAGCUUCCUAUUUGCUGUUUUGUGUUUGUAGUAAAAUAUUGUAUAUUUGAAUAAAGUACCAUUUAAGUACUUUAAAAUAUAUUUAUUUGAAAGGGCAUCUACUAUUCAGAAGCAUCAUUUAAUAUUAUCAUUAAAUGUUAGUGGUUGUUUGCCAUACUUUCUUUUGGUAUAAUAGCCCAAUCUCAAAGUAUACAGGAUAAUUAUUCAUAUCUGAACAUUUUGCAUAUCUGCAAGAAGUACAGCUGGUAGACUCUUAGUAAUUAUUAUUAUUAUUAUUAUUAUUAUUAUUAUUAUUAAUACCCCACCCCUCUGGCUGGGUUUCCCCAGCCACUCCGGGCAGCUUACAGCAUAUAUAAAAACAUAGUAAAACAUUAAAAACUUCCCAAUACAGGGCUGCCUUUAGAUGUCUUCUAAAACUUGUGUAGUUCCUUAUUUCCUUGACAUCUGAAGGGAGGGUGUUCCACAGGGAGGGCGCCACUACCGAGAAGGCCCUUUGCCUGGUUCCCUGUAACUUGGUUUCUUGCAGUGAGGGAACCAGCAGAAGACCCUCCGAGGAGGACCUCAGUUUCCGGGCGGAGCGGUGGGGAUGGAGACACUCCAUCAGGUAUAGUGGGCCAAGGCCUUAUUUGCGCCCAGUCCCUGCUUCUGCCCACCUAGCAGUUCGAAAGCACGUCAAAGUGCAAGUAGAUAAAUAGGUACCGCUCCAGCGGGAAGGUAAACAGCGUUUCCAUGCGCUGCUCUGGUUUGCCAGAAGCGGCUUAGUCAUGCUGGCCACAUGACCCGGAAGAUGUACGCCGGCUCCCUCGGCCAAUAAAGCGAGAUGAGCGCCGCAACCCCAGAGUCAGCCACGACUGGACCAAAUGGUCAGGGGUCCCUUUACCUUUACACCUAAAAUGUAAGAUAUACAACAAAGGUUGAAUGCAUAUUUGAUUUUCUCAUUGUCCCCCCUGAAAAGUCGGGUGGGCAAAUGCUACACCAGCUGGAAAGCUGUUUUGAUCUACAACUCCCAUCAGCCCAAAGUGUCAAAAACGGCUGAAGGGCACCACAAAUGUCCAUGCAUGUACAGUACAUACAUAUAGCCCUUGUCACAUAUUCUGUUUUAGGCAUGGUGGGGCUUAAAACUAUAAAUACCCAUUCAGGUUAUGCCUAAACCUAAGAGAACAAUAUCUAUGAUUGAGAAGUGAUGAGUAUAAUCCCUGCCAUGGUAAGUCUACUGUGGCCCCCCACAUAAUAAGGUUUGUAAAUUAUACAGACCUGUUGUCAGAACCAGGCCUAGUCAGUCCAGAGGCUUCUUAACUGCCCGUCUGAAACCUCAGAACAGAGCAGUCCACAGUACCUCACUGGGCCGGCCCAAGACAUCUUGGCACCUGAGGCAAAACACAAAAUGGCAUCCCUUCCCUGCUAGAGAAGAAGGGGCAAGCAUAGAUCUACACUGGGAACAAGGGGGAAAGAAAGACCUAGAUCUAGAUCUGCUGCCCCUGGAGAACCGUACCCUCCAACAUGCCUCAGAGGAAAAUUGGGACAUGCGCCUUUCGGGGGCGCAAGAGCAGAACUCCCCAAAACAGUGCCUUUUGGAGAUGUGAUCUCAUGGGAGCUAAAAUGGGACCUCCUGGGUGGCUUCUGGAAUCCCUAGAUGUUGCAGGACAGUUGAGGGGUAUGCAGAAACUGCCACCUGAGGCACUCGCCUCACUUUGCCUCAAGGGUGGGCUGGCCCUGAGGGCAGUUUAGACAUUAACAAACCAUGGCAUAUCCUCUCAAGCUAGUGCCCAAGCUCAGGUUUAUUGAAAUUCUAGCCAACCACAGUGUCCUGGGAGGGGCAGCUUUAUGUCUGAGCCAAGCCUCUAUCUGUAGAAAACAUGGCGGCAAGUAGAUGGAGGUAAAUGAGAGACUUGAAGGAAGGUGAGUCAUGGCAGACCCAUAACGGGGGACCCGGAGAAGGAACAUGAAUAAUGUUAAUGUGAAGGAAUCCUGAAAGCCAAAACCCCGCCCCCCAUGCCUUAAGUUUUUCUCCACCAACUCAUCAAGGAAUCUGAUGCCUUUUCAUUUGGUUGGUCCUCAAACCGAAGAAAGCAAAUAUAAUUUUCUUUUUUCAUGGAGUCAAGAGAAAAAAGUUCAUUUUAGGAUAGAGAAGCGUUUGUGAAAAGGUUGAUAUAAACAAAUGCCAGCUUCCUCGCUUUAUGAUUUGCAUGUGAUAAAGGUGGCAUUGUGAAAGAAAUAAGUGCUAGCAGUUGUGUUCGGAAAUAGAUAAAAUUUAUACGGCGUGGAGCCUUUUUAUUGGCAAAGCAACGUCUUUUAAAAACGGAACCAAAAUAUGCAAAGAGAGAAAGCAUAAAGCAAGAGGGAGGGCCAGAUUCUUUCAUGAACAGCUUAGUGGGGGCCACAUGCCAGUGGCACACAUGCAGCGCACACCACAAACCCAUAUAUGCAACAUGCGCAUGUUCACCAGAUUAGCUCCACUGGUGCGUUUGCACCAUGCUGCCCCUUCACCCCUCUACCUCCCAGUAAGCGGCAGCAAGGGCAGCGAUGCCAUGCACCACCAUCCCGUUCUGCACUGCACAUGCCCAGACAGCAUGGAUAGCUCAGUCCGUAGAGCAUGAGACUCUUAAUCCCAGGGUUGUGGGUUCAAGUCCCAUGUUGCGUAAAAGAUUCCUGGGUUGCAGGGGUUCAGAUUAGAUGACCCUCGUGGUGCCAUCCAUUUCUACAAUUCUGUAAUAUUAUUAUUUACAUGUAUUAGCACACACAGGCUCUCACACUCUCACACUCACCCCUCCCCAGCAAUUGGGGGGGGGCAUUUUCAUUUCAUUGAAAAAUGAUAGGGUAUUUGACAGUGAAAAUAAAGGUUUCUGCAAGAAGUAUGUAUUAUUUAGUUGUUUUCAUUGCAUCUUUGCCUUUGUGUAUUAGCAAAUAUAGUGAUUUCCCUUUUUUUAUUACCCCUUCUAUUAUAGUGUAAUAUGGGGGGGGGGUUCUCUCUCUCUUUUUUAAAUGGGCCUUUCAAUAACAAUUCACGCUUCCCAAGCCAGUACAUGAAUGAAGUGCAGCUACUUUUAGAAAGUCACACUUCUCUGAAUUUUGCAGCAGAGUUCUCCAAACAAAAAACGUAUGGAACAAAGCAUAUUGUAGGGGAAAGUAUGCACAAUUAUGUGUAUAUUAGGGUAAAUUACUUGCAAAAAAAGUGUGUAUAUUGGGCAAAAUUGCAAACAAAAAUGCGUAUACUGGGUGAAAUACUUUCAAAAAUGCUUAUAAUUUUCAUGUGGUUAUGGGCAAACUGAGAUUAAGAUUGGAAAAAUGAAAACGAUAACUGAGUAACUGAAUCUGAUAGAUUCAUCCUUCCUUAGUUUACAAGUUUUAAUUGUCUAUAAAGGCUUCCCCAUUUACAGUAUGUAGUUUGUUUGUUUUUGCCCUCUCAAACUCAGCCUAACCCCUAACAUCUACAAUUUUAUCAGCACUGAAAUAAUAAAGUAAAGCAUUACAGAAGACAAAUAUUGAGUAUAAAAUGGCAAAUGUUUCAAGACUGAAGGGAGAUUAAAACUAGUUGCAGAUUGCUCAUGAAGGACCUUGUGACAACUGGGCAAAAUGCUAAUCGAGAAAUUUUCAUUGUUGGCAUAGUUCAAAAAUAAAAUGUUUAACUUCUGCUGUACUAAUGUUAAAAGAUCAAAAUGCCCCCCCAACUCCACCCCAAACUAUCAACUCUUUUUGACUUCAAAGUUAUCAACCGUGUUUCUCAGUGACCCAAGUCUGUCAGCACAAUCUAUUUCUGGACUUCAUUCAUUGAUAUAAAACUAGGAGACACAAGCAUAUAUUAACAGAUAGGAAUGAUAAUCUAGCAAUAAACUUUAAGCAAUCUCAUUUUAGUUAUUGACUUGCCUUGAUUUUUCAUCUCUUAUUGCAGGGUCUUUAUGGAAGUGUCAGUUGCCUUUUCUUCAAUGACUCUCCAAGGUCUCUUUAAAAAUGAUAACUCCCUGUUUUAUAGCUUGAUUAAUGUAUGCACUGGGACCAGGCCAAUAAGUAUUUUAAGGAAGCCUUUGGGGAGCACUAGAUACUCAAUCAGAGAUUCCAGGAAUUAUGGAAAUUGAGUUAUGCACUAAAAAUAAAGUUUAUGCUAUUUUAUCACCUGCUAUGAAUGUUUAAGAGAAUUAAUGUAUCAAUUGGUUUAAUCUACAAGUGUGCUAAUAACUUGCUUAGGGGGCUCACUUGUUGUAAACUGGCUGCACUUUAAAAGUCCUGGAAAUCUUUGAACGUUCCCCAGCAACAAAGAAUAAAACAUGGAUAUUCUUUUAGUAGCAUGUGAUUGAGACACAUUUAUUUAUUUCAAAUCCUUGUGGAAGCUUAUCGUUGUGGCACAGGGAAUACAGGAACUCCAAGGGGCACCUUCAUCACACUAACAACAACAGCUUUCUUAUUCCAGGAUAGGAGAAAGUAUCACAGUGUAUUUUCUUAGUUUGAAAGAAAUUCCGGUCUAAAAAAGCAUGCCUCUGAUUUCUAAGGGGAGUUUUAUGUCUCAUAAAGUUUACAUGUAUGCCCACUCAUUUUCUAUGGCUGAAAAUUCUAUAGACAUCUGUUACUGAGUAUCAUCUUAUAUGUUGCUGUAUUAGGUACCGUACAAAAGACAGGCAUGCCUUAAAAGUAGGAGAGCAAAGAGCUCAAAGACAGAGGGCACUUAGCAGCACCCAUAGAGGAGGUGAUGAGGAUGACGAAUGAGGAAGUGGGAGAGAUGGGGGGGGUGGAGAUUCACUCGGGAUAAUCUAUGUCAGGAUGCUGUCACUUUCCAAAGCCCAGGAGGGAAGUGUGAUGCUCUGAUGGGUCCAAGAGCCCUCCUGCCACCUUCCCAAAGCCUGCCCAGCUUUGGGAAGGAGGCCAGAGGCUUCCAACAUCCUGUCAGAGCCCUGGCACCUCAUUCCCAAACCCCAGGAAGCUUCUGCCUGUCUUAGGGGAGGAGGUGCGAUGCUCACACACACAGUGUCCCCUCCCCAAAUCACCCUCGCAACCUGGCCCCUCUGACCCUAACUGUUCCUGUACGAAGAGUUUCACCACACGCCAUUGGUGGGUAGUCAAAGCAAUAAGGCCAAGGGCUGAAUCAUGCAAGUGUUCCUAGCAGACCUCGGCUACAAGAUCGUGUGAGCAGACAAUGUGUCACCAGUCACAGACACAAUUCACAUCAUUUUUUUCCAGUUGUUGCAAUCACAUGUGGUUACUGACUGGACCUUAUGUUCAUCGCUGUUCACACGUUACUGUAUGAUUUGUCCAUAGUAGACUGUGCCUGGAGACAGUUAAUCUGAGGUUGCAGCUGAUGAUGUGGAUUCCAGUCUGAGAAGGGAAGGCGUGUAUUCCUUAAUAAAUUUGAGAGUCCUGUGUUUUAUUUGUAUCUCUCCGCUGACGGAAGGGGCUUUAGUCCAGCAGACACUUAAUGUGAGAUUAAAAGGAGGGAAGUGGUUUCCCACCCCCCGCAUUUCUCCUACGAAUCAGCUGCGCCCUCUACUAUGGGUAUUAAAUUGCUGGUCUUUGAAUGAAGGGAGGAAUACAAAUAUAUAUUUAAAAGCACGUAUGUGAUGUAUUGGAUGAAUUGGUCCUUAGUCAUGCUGUUUUCUGGAGAGCCAAAAUGAUUGCUUUUUGCCUAUAAGCUAUAAAUAGUGUGAACUGUAAAAGUGGGAAAUGGCCAUAAGGUUUAGUUCAUUGAGACAGCGGCCAUAAUUAAGUGUGCUGGCUUGUGAAUGCUGCUGAUGAACUCGACUUGAGUAGUCAUUACAUGGAUAUGUGAAUAACAAUUUUGUAGUGUGAGGUGCUUAAAGCAGUCACAGUAAUUUUGCAACGAUAGCCCAUGGCAUAAAUAAGCCUUUGAGACCAAAAACCAUCCCGUUAGUUAUUCCAGUUCCUUGUGGAGAAUUGUAUAUAAAUUAGUGUAUGUUUGAGAACAUCGGCUUAUCUCAUAUGUGGUUUCAUCUUUGAUCAAAAUAAUUAGCUCUGACUUGUGGAGAAGCUCUUUUUUUCCCUUUUUAAUAUCUCUUCAAAUAUUUCUUUAAAACUAGUCUUGCUGACUUAGCAUUUAAAUUACUGGAGGGAAAGUCUACUUGGAAACCAAGAUUUUGCUAUAUGUGGAAUGUUAUGCAACCAUUUUCUGUCUUUUUAUUGCAGCAUUCGGCUUGUUUGUCCUCACCUGCCCACAUCUACCCUGCCCAUCAUUUCAUCCACAUGUUUUAAUUUCCAAAAGUUAAAGUCCUGUGGGGGGAUAUCCCUAGGGAAUAGUUUGCACCCCUUUUGUGUGAUCAGCACUACAUCAUCACAUGAUGAAAAGGCUGAUCAUGACGAACUGGUGCCCCCCUCCUUUCAGUUUUUCUUUCUUUCCACUACAACAUUGUCCCCAAGGACAGUGCUUUACUAGCUCCCACUGUCAGGAGGUCCUACACAUGAGUAGGAGUCCUGCAGAGACACAUGCCCAACUGGCAUGUUCUCUCCCUCCUGGUCGGUUGUUCAGGAGAUUCAAAAUCUUUCUCCAGCCCGAACAUCACACCCACUGAUACCUCAAAGGCAUCAGCACACUUCAGGAUCAGCAGAGUAUAGGCAGUCAGCGUACAGACUCAGUAGCGCAGCUUUUUGGCUAAGCUACGUUUAUUUACAUAUAGACACUCAGAGCAUUGUAACUCACUCCUUCCUCUUCAGCAUCAGACAGCAAAAAACAAAAACAAAGGACAAAUGUCCUACAUCACAGAAACACAGUAAUUGAAACAUCCUGUCUCCGUCACUUCCCACAAUGUGGAAUGAAAACAUACACCAUAUACACAAUCCCAUGACUGCAGCAUGGGGAAUGAAUCCUAACACCCACCCCGCUAAGGGAAAAUUGCAAUUUGUAUGUAAAAAAAAAGUACAGGGAUGCAUUAGAUGCCACCAAGGUGGGGUUACAAGCUGUCCAUAUUGACUCAGCAUUCUGGGUCCAUUUCAGCACCGUCACAAUUUAAAUCCCAGAUUGCCAUCUGAUUACUUUGCCCACUCACAUUUAAUGACAGUUCAUGGUAAAGGAGUCGAGAACUAACUCCAUAGCCUCCAUCCAUGUAUCUCCAUUCUGGUCUUUGUUUCUCACAGCCAAAACAUCUAUGUUGCAAGCCACAGGUAAAGGGCUCCUAACAUACGAUUUCCGUGGAUGACCUAUCAAAUUUAAAGGUACUCACCACAUAUGCUGGCUGAUUUGCAGGUGAGUGUGGUGAGUACAUUUAAAUGUGACAGGUCACAUGGCAGGCUGAGUCAUGGCCGGCAUCACAUCUCAAGACCGCAAUACCUCAAGGACCACCUUAGGAACCUACUGGGACCCUGAGAUCAACCUCUGAGGCCCUUCUCCAUGAGCCUCCUCCACAAGAGGUCUGGAGGGUGGUAACAUGAGAAAAGGCUUUUUCCUCAGUGGAUCCCCAUUUAUGGAAUGCUCUCCCCGGGAAGGUUUGCCUGGCACAUUCAUUAUACAUCUUUAGGCCCCAGGUGAAAAUGUUCCUUUGGCUCAUUGACAUCCAAUGCCCUUUUCAAUGUGCUGUUAUUGGUUUAGUCAUGUUCUUAUUUUUAUUACGUAUUUUGCAUUUUUUUUAUAUAUUGCAAUUUUAUGUUGUGAUCCGCCCUGAGACCUACGGAUGAAGGGCAGUAUGCAGAUUUUAACAACAAUGACAAUCUGUUUCAGCCCUUGGUGUGAAGCUAAAGUGUGAUCGAAUGCUGGGAAUUGACUUGAUGUGCAUCUAUAUUUAGAUUAGAUUAGAUUGACAAUAACGAGAAUUGCUUAGCUUCUGUGUGUAUGCAGCCUUUUUAAACUUUGCCUUCUGUUUUUCCCUCCUGUGCAGAUGAUGGAAAUGCUUAAAACAAGCAAAGCUAGUGUGAAACUGACAAAUGUAAGUGUAAGCAUGGCGCUCACUGGGACAUGCUGUGUAGUGUUUCGUGUGCUUCUGGCCUAAAGUCUGCUGCAUGGCUUUCUGCUAUCAUCCUGUGAAUUGGGCGGCAUGUUCAGUAUCUUGUUCAGCAACACAAAUGUUUAUAUCCCUACCCUUUUAUAUUAAAAACAACAAGCCCCUCCCCCUUUUUUACAAAAGGUCUUUUGCAAAAGUAUUGGCACAGUAUUUGUGGCUAUAGUCUUGUUUGUGUCUAUUUGCACAUAUAUAUUGUUUUUAUUUUAUUUAGCAAACUGGUUUCUAUGUUGUAAUUACUGUUAGGGAAUUUGCAGCAUCUUGAGAUGGAUGUCCAAUCCGGGGAAAGGAAAUGGCUUCCAUCAAUAUGCAGGGAUGUUGCUAUAGGCUCCCCUCACCUAUCCCAUUUCCACCUGGAGCGGAGUUAGUGCCUAGCUGGCCAGGAAAGAGUCAACACAGGUAAGGGAUCAUUGAGAGAGGGAGAAUCGUGGUAUCUUGGUGUGGCCUAGGCAAAGAGAUGCAAGGCCCUCUCUCCAGACUCCUGAUCCAGUACCAUCACUUUCUCUAUCCUGAGAAACAAGAAGUAAUGAGGUAUGACAAAAGCCAUGGAACUGGCCCUGAGGUGGAUGUAAGCCAUAGAACAUUGCCUAAGGACCCAGUAUUUUGCCCAGGGCUUUCUCUCAAACCCAGAGCAGGCCCUGUUUCUCUCCCCUUGCUACCUGAUCCUGUUCAAUGCAAAUGCCAGCAACUGAGUUUCUCUAUGCAUAGCACAGGCUCUUCCAUUGAGUUAUGUUUCCUCAAAUCACAAUUUGAAUGCCACUGAUUUAUGGGAAUAAUAGUACCUGGGCCUUUUCCAUCCAUAAUAAGCUAUGGCAAUCAGCAAAGGCCUAUUGCUUCUACCUUUAGGUAUUGUACACACCGGUGUAAGUGAACAAAAUGUUAAUUGAAAUGCCCCGAAGUGCCGAGGCUUGGUACAGAGGAACGAGGUAGCACUUUUGUUAUACUCGUCUCCAGGACUCCAUUGUCAAUUUCCUACCCUAUUCUUCCAUUUCCAAGCCUGGUUUGCUCUUGAGAGGAGAACCUCGUUCCCAUUAAACCUUAUCGUGAUCCUGUGAAAUCUGCAAAUAGGGAAUGGAAUGAAACUGCCAACCUCAUUUUCAUUGUGUCCUAAGCUAUAAUUUGAGACCAGAUUGUUCAAGGUGACAGGUCAGUGCACAGUUCCAUUUUGCUCCAUCCACCUUUUGUCUCCGGACGAUUAACAGAAAAAGAGAAGCAAUAUGCAGUUUCAACUUUUCACAGCGCCUUUCUCUGAAGUGCAGUUAUAUUAUAUUAAAUGUACAAGUCCACACACAAUAUAUAUGUUUUCAGGGCUUGUAGAAUUACACGAAGCCUUGUGGGUCAGCAUAAUGGCUAAGUGUGACUGGAUCUGCCUUCUGAAUUAGUGUGGACGGAACAAUUGGUGAUUGGACAGCCGUUGACAGGAUUUAUUUGAAUCUAUUUGGGGGCGUCUCGAUGCAUUUUUCAGAAUCAGGUGCUAUAACUUUCCCUGGACUGUACCACUUCUGGUUGCCAUUAGGGGAGCUGCAGGUUUGAAUAGAUGCCCCACUGUGUACAAUGAUAGUUUCUUUCCCACCCUUCACCAUAUGGUUGCAGGAUGGGUUACUUCAAUUUAAAAAUAAAAUAGAACAAUUGAAAAGAAAUUACAGUCACAAGAACAGGGUGGGUAUUAAAACUAAAUAUAUCAAGUGUUGAAGUCCAGGGAAAAGAUGGCUGCCUUUAGCAUGGAACAGAAGCUAUAUAAAGAAGAUGCCAGACACACACACACACCUGUGUGGGGCAGCUGCCUUAAGAGAAUGCCUUCUCCCAGGUAACCUCCCCCCCAAAAAAAAACCACCUGAAGGUGGUGGAACUACUAAGAGUGCCCCACCACCAAUCUUAACACCCAAGAGGGUCAGUAGGGAAAGGAAGCGGUCUUUCAGAUAUUGGAGACUCAAAGCACCAUGAAUUGGGCUCAGAGUGAGCUGGCAACCAGUACAGCUGUUUUAAAACAAGUAAUAGGAGUUCUAAAGGGAACCCCAACCGGUAAUCUGCAGUAAUUUGGACCAGGUAGAGUGCGUUGCAAUAAUCCACUCUGGAAGUUGCCAUAGCAUGAAGUAUAGUGGCCAAGUUGUCUCUGUCCAAAAGGGGUCAUAGCUGGUUGCAGCGUUCCCAAAACAAGGAAGGAUUGGACUCUGAUUAAUAGAAUGCACACGAGACUUGACCAGCAAGACUCUGGGAGGAGGUGCCAAUAAUAAUAAUCUCUCCACCCCUUGGCCCAGGUCGUUUUAUUCACAAAAGAACUUUUUACACAGUAUUUGUAAGAACCAAUCAGAUUUCCUCUGAGCAUUUCAAAACCCCCACGUUGGACAAAGGCAGAUCAGAAGAAAUUCUUUUAACUACAAAGAAACUAUUUCCUACUUGAGCAUGCAUAUAUAGUUCAGAGUAAAUAAAAUAAGAAGCAAGGAGGAAUGCUUUUAGGAAACUCCGGAGGUCAUAAACAGGCAGGAAAGGAAGGAAGGAUGGCAAGGAAAGAGUAUUUACCAUCUCCUUGUGAACUCUCUUCCUGGCCUUAAGAUUAACAAAACUAACAAUAGCUACAUCAAAGAAGCUACCUACUAUCUUUAUGACCCAGGAUGCCUGAUGAACAACUGGCCUGUGUGUUUAGAAUGCUUAUAUGUGCCUGUCAGGUGUAGAGAAAGCAAAUGGCAGAGGUGCAGAGGCUUGUGGGAUUGGAUCAGAAACUAUUGUCGAUGAAUCAAACCCAGUCAACGCAAUGCUUUCAUUGCUGACACCAAUGGCUUGCUCCAUAUUUCAUAAUUCCUCAUAGCAACCCCACCUGACCCCCACACCCUGGAUAUUUGCACCCCCACACUGGUGAACCAGUCGUAGUUGAAAAUAGGCGCUGUUAGCCCCUGAGACUAUCUGAGACUCCCGUGACAAUGCUGGGUUCAGAAGUACCUGCUCCUUCCAAGGGAGUGCAGCCUCCAUCCGAAACAGGCCUCCUCUCCACUCCCUAGACACAAGAGCAAAUAAGCCCUCUGUCUUUUCAGAAUUCAGCUUCCGUUUAUUGGCACGUCAAGAAAAAGAUAGGCGGAACCUGGAGAAUAGGGUUACAGAUAAAGAAGCCAGUGUGGUGUAGUGGUUAAGAGUGGUAGUCUCGUAAUCUGGGGACCUGGGUUCGCGUCUCCGCUCCUCCACAUGCAGCUGCUGGGUGACCUUGGGCCAGUCACACUUCUCUGAAGUCUCUCAGCCUCACUCACCUCACAGAGUGUUUGUUGUGGGGGAGGAAGGGGAAGGAGGAUGUUAGCCGCUUUGAGAUUCCUUAAAGGGAGUGAAAGGCGGGAUAUCAAAUCCAAACUCUUCUUCUUCUUCUUCCCUUUCAGACUCAGAGGUAGGCCUGUAGCAAGUCUCUCUUGCAGUUGCCAAAAUCAAAGGCACAGAUAAAUACCACAAGUAAAACAUACAUGCAUACGCACACCAUGAGCGACACCUGCAAAAAUAUCCACAUCCCCAGCUGCUUUCCAUAGUCAUGAGGUCAUGCUCCCUAAUGACAAGCUGAUUAAGACAAUCUAGCAGCAGAUAAUGUGGUAUCUACCUUCCAUCGUCAGAACAUAAUCAUCCUUCUAGAGGUGUAAUUUUCAUUCCUCUUUUUCUGGCAAGAAAGGAAGGACAAAAUAAAAGUGUUUCUUAACAUGGACCGCACACCACCACCUCUGCUCUAUUUUAAUCACACACACCCCACCUCAAUCAGCAUAACCUAAUGAGAAGAGGAAGGGGGAAAGAAUUCUAGAAAAGUCAGCAUUUUAUUAACCUGAAAAUAAAUGAAGCCAGCAAUUAAUUGCAUGUGACUGAAUGCGAUGCUGCAGUAAUGCACACAACUAUGUAAAACUAUCUUGUAUCUGAGUGUUCCACUUUCCAUUUGCUUAUCAUCUAAGUAGUCUAAUUUUGGAGACAUUUCUUCCUGCUCUGUAUCUUUUAGGAGAUAAGACAUGACAUUCCAGGGAACAAUGGCAUUUGAUCUAGAAGAGCGUAAGUGCUCUAUCUGCCUGUCCAGCCAGCCCUUGUGUUUCAGUGAAGUUGGGUUGCUGGGAGAGGGGGAGCAGCCUGAAAUUUAACGUAGACAAGGGGGCUGCUGCACCAAAACAGAUUCAAGAAGACCAUGUGCGUGCGCAUAAAAUGGCUUGUGAGAUUGCAGCCAUUAUUGUCUUACUGGGAGUUCUGGUAAUCAACAAUUUAGCAAAUAGCUAAAAUAGUUGAAUAUAACAGAGGCUAAAGCACUUACCGUCCCAAUUGCUUAAAAAACAACAACCCCACAAUUAUAGAACAAGGUAAGUUACAUACACAAAAAGCAACUGAAAUUAUCAAUUGGUAUUUGGACUGUUACAAAAAAAGAAAGCAGGUGACAAGGAGGACCAAAUAACCUUUUAUAUACUUGAUCAGUGGUGUCAAAUGAGGGCAAAAUUCUCAGAGGCUGAUUGGCAGUAAGCCCAGAACUAAAACGGGACUUCCCAUUUGCAGUUCCUUCUCCUCCACAAAAGUGAAUGCACUUCAUUCAGAACAUGAAACAAAUCCACUUCAUGUCUUGGCCUUUGCCCGAUAGUUGCCUGCCAUAUCUGUGAUGGAGGUGACAUCGAAAGGAAGGGCUCUGAAGGUGAUCUCAAGACACAGAUUGAGGUGAAUAUGGAAAUGGUCCAUAUUUUGUCCCAAGUCAUGACUGUUGCUCUAGAGGGAAACAUCUCUCUUUAGAGAAGCUGGUUGUUUAAGAAGUCAUCUGAUUUUGCAUCCUCCCUUUGAUUAAACCACAAACUUGACAUGAGCCAACAGUGUGACGCGGCAGCUAAAAAAGCCAAUGCAAUUCUGGGCUGCAUCAAUAGGAGUAUAGCAUCUAGAUCAAGGGAAGUAAUAGUGCCACUGUAUUCUGCUCUGGUCAGACCUCACCUGGAGUACUGUGUCCAGUUCUGGGCACCACAGUUCAAGAAGGACACUGACAAACUGGAACGUGUCCAGAGGAGGGCAACCAAAAUGGUCAAAGGCCUGGAAACGAUGCCUUAUGAGGAACGGCUAAGAGAGCUAGGCAUGUUUAGCCUGGAGAAGAGGAGGUUAAGGGGUGAUAUGAUAGCCAUGUUCAAAUAUAUAAAAGGAUGUCACAUAGAGGAGGGAGAAAGGUUGUUUUCUGCUGCUCCAGAGAAGCGGACACGGAGCAAUGGAUCCAAACUACAAGAAAGAAGAUUCCACCUAAACAUUAGGAAGAACUUCCUGACAGUAAGAGCUGUUCGACAGUGGAAUUUGCUGCCAAGGAGUGUGGUGGAGUCUCCUUCUUUGGAGGUCUUUAAGCAGAGGCUUGACAACCAUAUGUCAGGAGUGCUCUGAUGGUGUUUCCUGCUUGGCAGGGGGUUGGACUCGAUGGCCCUUGUGGUCUCUUCCAACUCUAUGAUUCUAUGAUUAUCUGGUUUGCUUUUCUAUACUUCCACAUGGCAUGCUGAUAAAGGCAGAGGGCCUUCUUGGUAGUGGUGCCCUCCCUGUGGAACACCCUCCCAUCAGAUGUCAAGGAGAGGAGUAACUAUAUAAACUUUUGAAUACAUUUGAAGGCGGCUCUGUAUAGGGAAGGUUUUUAAAUGUUGAGUGUUGUGCUAUGUUUUAUAUGUGUUGGAAGCUGCCCAUAGUGGCUGGGGCAACCCUAUCAGCAGAUGGGCAGGAUAAAAAUAAUAAAUUAUUGGGGCUCCGCUAGGGGCGCCACGGAAGAUGGCCGACAAUACCAUCUCUCCAGCUCCCACGAGGUAAUUUAGAGGCUGAGAUGGGAGUAAUCAGCCUCCCAAAUUCUUCCCGGUGGAAAGGAAGAUGCAGUCUCAUCCAUGGUGCCCAACAAACCACCCCUGAGUUCAUAAAGAAGGAGGGGGUGGGGCACUGGAUGGAAAGCCCCCAAGGGGGUUUGGAUCUCCUGGACGCUGUCUCCACGAGCGCACCUAGUUCCAUUUCUUAAGAUAAAAAAUUGGAUUUAAGUUCUUGGACAUGCUUCAAGUGAAGAAGGGGUAAUUAAUCUGCCAAUUAAGCCAGCCACUGAGGUGCCAAGAGUGACGGAGAGGAAGAAAGAUAACAUCUAAGAAUAACAUCUAAGCCGGUUGGAACGGAAUGGAAAGGAGGGGGGAUAAAACUAAACACUUAAAAUACUUGGGGGGUCGUGGGCAAUUCAUUUGUCCUGACUCAAAAAAAAGCACACACAGAAAGACAGAUGCACAAACACACACACACACAUGAUUCCCACUUGCAGUGCAAUCCUAUUCAUAGAAGUAAGUUUCACUGGCCAGGUUCACUUGUAAUGCUGAGCCAUGGUUAAGCCACGGCUGGUUUGGGACCAUCAGAUUAAACCAUGGUUUAUCACAGGGAUGAUGACCUUCAGACCCAGGAGUCAAAUGCAACUCUCUAAGCCUCUCUAUGUGGGUUUUAGGACUCUCCCCGCCUCACACUCCUCACAGGCCCCACUUCAUACCAUCCUUUACUGGUUUUGAAAUGUGCCCUAGAAUUCUGGUGAUGCCUUUUUCUUGCCUGGCUAGAAAAGAGAGACAGCUGUGUAGAAACCAGUGUAUUCUACAAAGAUAACAUUUACAUUCAUUCUUCCACCCAGAGUUGCCAACUUGAAGAAAAUAAUUGGUCACCUGAUGUGGUGCACGCACACCAUUCGAAUGGCAAUGCCCAUCAACUGGGGGGGGUGUGUCCUCAAAUAUUUUAUUGGGGGGGUGAUGAAGACCCCUCGACCCCUAAGCGUUGGCUCCUAUGCUUUCACCCUUUUGACCUCUGGUCAGGCCCACUGCUGGCAUGUGGCCCUCAGAAGCGCAUGUGGCCCUCAGGCUGAAAACAUUCCCCACCCCUGGUUUAGCAUUAUGUGUGAACCAGGUCACAGUCCCCAGAGGAGCUUCGCCUCUAAAGAGUGCAUUUAGGAUUUCGGCCUAAAUGAAAAUGGUGUGCAAUGAUUCAGUUUGUCCUUAAAUUUCUGAGAUCACAUUCCUCCCUAAUUACUAAGAUAAAAGGAUAUCUGGAUCAUAGGCCUGGAUUGCAUAAGGAAAUAUAAGUCAGAUUCAGCUCUUUGACCCAGCCAGCAGGGAAAAUAAAUUGAUGUGUCUAUCAAGGCUGCCGAAGCUAAGAUCUGCUGUUUAAUUCAGCACGUUUGGGACUCUCCAAUAGACUUCCUGGAUGCCUACAGCCAUCUCUAGAAUAAGAACUCAUAUUCUCUAAGGGAUCCUUGUUCUCGGUUCAUCUUGGCAGGGGAAGCUAAUAUUGCUGCCACCUUAUUUGUGCCCAAGGACAUCUUCAGAGGUAAAUCAGAAAGCGCCAGGGACAAAUAAUUGAAAAAGCGAGAGAGAAAGUUUGUUCAAUCCGCUAUAGCUGCUGUUGUAUAACAAAACUCAGUAGAAAUGAUAUGAUCUCAGAAGUGGUGUCGGUUACUCCAGUGGGAAAUUAUUGAGAGAACUACUGGGACAGCUCAGUUGCUAGAACAUGAGGCUCUUAAUCUCAGGGUCAUGCGUUUGAGCCCUGUGCUGCAGGGGGGUGGACUAGAUGCCCCUUGUGGUCCCUUCCUAUUCUAUGUUUCAUUGCUUUAGCCCAGGUAGUUUAGUUCAAGGUAUCCCACAUGCCACAGGCAGCAUUUUCAAUGGCCUGGCACAAGACACCAUGUCUCCCUUUUGCCUUUUCUGCUGUUGGCUGCCAUUGGGUUGCACAGAGGUACAGAUUAGGGCUGGGAAAUAGUGACCUGUCUGAGUGCUGUAUUUUCUCAUGGAUAACCUUCACCAGCAGUCGGCAGAACAGCCAGAAACAAAAGAGGGCAGGCCAAUAGAUCACAGAAUCUUUGUAGAGUUGGAAGGGACCCAAGGGUUAUGUAGUCCAGGGACGUCCAACCAGUAGAUCAUGAUCUACGGUAGAUCCCUGACUGAUCCCGGUAGAUUGCAGGAUCCUUAUCCUUUUUGAGGGAUCCUCCCUCAAAAAAGCUCAACAACUCUGGUCAAUCCACCCAUCCUAUGCACACUUCUCCCUCCCUCCAACGACAAUGGGUAGAUCACUGUCAGUUUUUUAGUACUGGGAGUAGAUCACAGUCUCUUGGGAGUUGGAUAUGCCUGCCCACCCCCCUACAAUGCAGGAAUUCUCCCCACAGCCAUCCCUGGGUGGGCUCAAACCACCAACCUUCUGGUUAACAGCCAGACCCACUGACCCACUGCGCCACAGGAGGACUCCAGACUCUUGCCCUUAUAUAGUAGGCUACAUUGCAGCUAUGCAAACGUGAGAUGCUAUCUCCACCCAGGCAACAAGAGGCAUGACAAGGUUAUAUUCCAAACCAGGCAAAAUCACUCAGGUAAGGCAAGCAGACUCACCUGUGGACAAUCCAGGGGGCAGCCCAUGGCUCAUAGGUUCCCCAGCCCUGGUGUGGGCAGUAAAAGCAGGUCUCUUGUGCCAAUGAAACAGUCCUUUUUUUCUUUUUUCUUAGUAUCCUGUCAAUAGCUGCCCAUUGUAAGAAUGCGUGGUAUAAAACAGAACAGCCUUGUCAGUAUUAUUUUGUUACAUUUCACAACAACCCUAUAAGGUAGGUUAGGCUGAAAGAUAAUGACUGGCCCAAGGUCACUAAGGACUCAGAUGUUGUUGUUUAGUCGUUUAGUCGUGCCCGACUCUUCGUGAUCCCAUGGACCAGAGCACACCAGGCACUCCCGUCUUCCACUGCCACCCGCAGUUUGGUCAAACUCAUGCUGGUAGCUUCGAGAACACCGUCCAACCAUCUCGUCCUCUGUCGUCCCCUUCUCCUUGUGCCCUCCAUCUUUCUCAACAUCAGGGUCUUUUCCAGGGAGUCUUCUCUUCUCAUGAGGUGGCCAAAGUAUUGGAGUCUCAGCUUCAGGAUCUGUCCUUCCAGUGAGCACUCAGGGCUGAUUUCCUUAAGAAUGGAUUGGUUUGAUCUUCUUGCAGUCCAUGGGACUCUCAAGAGUCUCCUCCAGCACCAUAAUUCAAAAGCAUCAAUUCUUCGGCGAUCAGCCUUCUUUGUGGUCUUUAUGGUUCUUUAAGGACUCAGAUAUACGGCUGCAAAUAAAACAUUUUAAGUGUAUUAUGCAAAUGUGACACUAUAUGGUGAGCUACGGCAAAUUCAAUAUAUUUUUCAAAACUUUUUUUUAAAGCAUUUUCACAACGUUUUUUAUAUGUGUUCAGAUGUCACCCUCAUGUGCCCCAUUGUUGAGAGGGUCUGAACCUGGGUCCCCAGUCCUAGUCCUAUAGCCUCAAUACAUCACCCCUAGCCCUCUUAAAAGGUAAAAGUACCCCUGCCCGUACGGGCCAGUCUUGACAGACUCUAGGGUUGUGCGCUCAUCUCACUCUAGAGGCCGGGAGCCAGCGCUGUCCGCAGACACUUCCGGGUUCGCGUGGCCAGCGUGACAAGCUGCAUCUGGUGAGCCAGCGCAGCACACGGAACGCCAUUUACCUUCCCGCUGGUAAGCGGUCCCUAUUUAUCUACUUGCACCCAGAGGUGCUUUUGAACUGCUAGGUUGGCAGGCGCUGGGACCGAACGACGGGAGCACACCCCGCCGCGGGGAUUCGAACCUCCGACCAUGCGAUCGGCAAGUCCUAGGCGCUGAGGUUUUACCCACAGCGCCACCCGCGUCCCUUCCUAGCCCUCUUGGGGAUCCUUUAAUUGAAAUGCUGGUUUGGAAUCUUACGACAUUGCUGUCUCAGCAAAAGAAAGAAACGGGAAAAAGAUGCACACAUACAUACGCAUGCACAAAGAUGCGGGCAUCCUCCUUGCAUUGCAUGGAGGGACUGGGCCCCCUUCAAACAAAUUUUGAGGGGGCUGAAGACACCUCUGCCCAGAAGAAUAGCAAGGUCAGGUGGUACCAGGUGCAGAUUUGGGGGGGUCACCCCCCAUCAACUGCUCAGGGUAGGCUUGGGAGUCGUGGGCGGGUGGCACGCUAAAUGUCACCCCCCUCAGUGAUGACACCUGGGGCGGUCCGCCCCCCCUUCCUAUGCCUCUGCCUCCGCCUGAGCCCCAUGAGACCUCCAGGUAUAGGGCCGUAUAAUAAUAAUAAUAAUAAUAACAAUAUAAUAAUACAGUCAUACCUCAUAUUAUGUUUGCUUCACAAUACGUUUUUUCAGGUUGCGUCCUGCGGUGACCCGGAAGUACCGAAAAGGGUUCCUUCCAGGUUUCGCCGCUCCUCACCGCUCGCGCAUGCGCAGACUCGCAAAAUGACGUCGCACGCAUGCACAGAAGCGGCGAAUCACAACCUGUGCAUGCACAGACGCGCCGCUGCAGGUUGUGUUCUGCUCAUGUUGCGAAUGGGCCUCCGGAACGGAUUCCGUUUGCAACCAGAGGUACCACUGUAAUAAUAAUAAUAAAUCUACUCCUGGGUUGUUAACUCCAUGUGGAAGACGCCUGGUCUACAUAGUUCAUGCGCAAGCACUCAUGAGAAUCUGCAGCAUAACAUUCUAGCUUAAUCCCGAAUUUUGUCUUUGUAUACACAAAAUCUUGGCAUCCAGCCAGUUUUGUUUUUUUAAUUUCUGGUUUCUUGGCAGCGCUGCCCCACAUUAGCAUUUGCCCUUCCAUAAACGAGCAGAGCUUCAUGGAACUAUAUUAAUAUAGCCCAUCUCCUGAAGUGAGGUUCCCCGCCCAUCCUUCACAUAAUAUAUACGCACAUUGAAAGUCUAAAUUGAAUUUUAAAAAUACUUGUGUGUUACCUUCCGUACUGACAUACAGCAUGGAGUUUUGUCGCAAAUGCUCUGAAAGUGUUCUCUCGCAACCACAUGGGGAGGGGGUCAAGCAGGGCCACUGAGAAAUGGCAGGGGAGGCCUCUCAGCCUGCUCAGAUGAACCCCAAGGUGUGCUGAAGUACAAAGCAUGGGGUUUUCUUUUAAGGCAGGGCAUCCCACCCCACCUAAACACAGCUCAGUAAUGGCUGGCCAUGCUCCUUGGCCUGUAGGAUCCGUAAUAUGUUCAGUCAGAGGCAGUGAGGGGAGGGAGGCAUUGUCCCGCUUGAGCCCCCAGCCUUUUGUAAUACCCUGAAAGGGAAUGUCCCUGCUGGCUGGAGCUUGGAACAGGAGUAUUCCGUAGGAGCGAUGGCACACUUCAACCAUAUAAUCCAGACGAUAUAAAUAAGAGAAGGAACAGCUUUUGCCAGAUUCACUCCAAACAGUGUUGAAUUCGGUGUUGAUUGUACUAAGAGUAGACCCAUUGACAUUGGUGGGCAUAAGUUAAUUAGAUCCAUUAAUUUCAGCAGCCUACUCUGACUAGAAAUUCAAUACAGUGGUACCUCAGGUUACAGACGCUUCAGGUUACAGACUCCGCUAACCCAGAAAUAGUACCUCAGAUUAAGAACUUUGCUUCAGGAUGAGAACAGAAAUUGUGCUUCGGCGGCAGCGGGAGGCCCCAUUAGCUAAAGUGGUGCUUCAGGUUAAGAACAGUUUCAGGUUAAGAACGGACCUCCGGAACGAAUUAAGUACGUAACCAGAGGUUCCACUGUAGUGUUCUAUAUUAACCAUCUCUGUCCAUUCCUUACAUGGUUUCCAGCCUUAUCAGUACAUCGGUGUUAUAUCUUGCUGCUCUGGGCUCCUUCAGGAGGAAGGAUGGGGUACACAUUUAAAAAUAAUAAUAUAUAAGUUUUAACAGAUCUUUUCUUUCUGCCUUUAUCCAACGGCAAAGGCAUAUGAAAUAGCUGCCCAUGUUAGGCUGAAAUUAUGUGUACAUUUACGUUUUAGUAGAUCCCAUUCAACCCAGUAGGAUUUAUCUUGGACCACUUUGCAGGUGACUGGGCUGUUAAUUCCUCUGUCUUGAGAUUACUUACAUAUAGGCAGCAUCAAGCACUAUUCCUUCAGUGAAUAAUUUAAAAUAAUGGCUGGCAGAAGUGAGAGCGAUGAUCUCUUAAGUCUUCUGUGGUACUUUGGCACAGCCUUAUUACAAAUCCAUGAAUGGUUAUUGCCUUUGUAAAGUCCCAGGUGUUUGUUCAAACGGAGGCAUGAUUUCUCUCUCUGUCUCUCUCUCUCUCUCUCUUAUCCUGCAAUGAAGAGGGUCUUACAGGACCGGCAUAAGAACUGAUGAAAGUGAACAGAGUUUAUUCUGCUUUGUGAUGAGCAGGCUCUAUUUCACUAGAGUUGCAAAGCUCUGACUCAACAGAUCUAUUCCAGAGCAUCUCCCAGAGUUCAAAAGAAUCAACCAAGUCACUUGGCUCCUCACACAUCUUUUUCAGCAAUAUAGUCAUCAGUUCUGUUCUCAUACACAACACCUAGAUUUAUUUCUGCAUCCUGCCAUUUUGCUAAUGCACCUUUUAAGCCGACAUGUCACACAUGUCGAAUUUUAUUUGGAGUGUGCAAAUUUUAUUUGGAGAAAGGGGAGUUCAGUAAGUUAUCCUGGAGUAAAUGAAAGAGAAUUGCCCCGAGAAUUGCAAUCUGACUAAAAUGAAUUAUUCUGAUGCAAAUUUCUGUGGCCUUGCCGUCAUCUUUCUCUGGAGAUCACUGUGCUUCCUCAACCCCUCACUGGUUUUCUACCAUCUUGUGAAGAUGUUUUUAUUUCAAUAGGCAUUGUUUCAUUCUCUGGAAGUUUAGUAUGUUUGAAUAUGCCGUUCCCGUCUAGUUUUCUUUUAGCUUGGGGUUUUGUUUGUUGAUUAUUUUAAUCUCUAUGCUGUAAGCCACUUUAAGCUUUUUUUAAAAAAACAGAAAGGGAGGGUAUAAAUGUUUGUAAUGAAUAAAAUAAUAUUUAUUUAAAUGGAUAUUAUUGGCAUCUUAGAAGCUUAGGAUCAGUAUGUAUCCUCGUGGGAGCUGAAUCCUGACCUCUAGGCAUUAAAAACCGAAAUGCUGCCUGAUUAUCCUUUUUCCAAAAAAAAAAAAAAAACCAACCUGAAAUCCCACCUCACAUAAUUCUCCUGUAGAUACAGUUGCUUGCUCAAUAUUGCCCCUAAAACAGGAGUUGACUUAUUUGUGCAUUUCUGGAGUUGUGAAGUCUUCAUUGAGUUAUUUUCUCACUUCAUCUCCCGAGGAGUGACUUGCCUGAAAACAGUCCCACAAGUCAAUUGUGGAACCUAUCAUCUGAAGCUGAGAGCUAGUUUUCAAACCUUCUCUAAGACAGGUUUUUUUUAACUGUGUAAGAGCAUUGCUGGAUCAGACCAAUGGCCUAGCGAGCCCAGCAUUCUUUUCUUACAGUGGCCAACCUGAUACCUAAGGGAAGCAGUCUACUGUCUCUGUGUGAAAGACUUUAUUGCCCCUAUAUUGGAAAUAAUAUUUUUCUAAUAGGCAGCAGUUGGGGGUUUGAGGACCUUGAAGACCUGGGGAAUCAUGCAGAAGGGCAGAAAACUGGUGGUUCAGGAGAAGUUGGGAAGAACUUUAGAGGUAUAAAAACAACACCCAUUAAAUAACUUUUUGUUAGGGUCUAUUGAAAAGUCAGAAAGUGGUAAGAAAACUUUUGAAUUCCCCAAAACGUCUCUUCAUAUUAGAUGUUCAGGGAACAAAAUAUUUCUAGCUCUCAAAUUAUUAUAUAGGUCGCUUAUUAGCUUAUUGAUAAUGUGAUAGAAUAGCAACUUAUAGGCUCAGGGUCUUGAUUGAAAAAAGGAACUUAGUACACAGAAUAUUCUCAGAUACUGCACUUGGGCUGAGCAAGGCACAGGUCAGCCUGGCAGACAUUGGAGUGAAUUGCUUCUCAGAGGGCUGAUAAAAUAAUUCUCUGGUGUGUAAUGCCCAAAAGUAUGUUGCAAGAAUUUUAAUAUAAUCAAUCAGAAUCAUUCCUUGAGGACCAGGUGCAAUUCUGCUUCUGGGCACACUGCCCACUCUAAAUGAAUUGGGAUCUUGACCCAAAUUAAGUCUCUGAAAUGGUGACCCUAGGGAUUGGCACAUUUGUUUUGCGAACAAGUGAACAUGGGAUGCAUACUGUGAUGGCGAAUAAGGUCAUGUCUACGAGGCCACAACCUACUGGCUAAUGCUUGAAAUAUUAACUUCAAAAUAUACUCUUCCUCUGCAAUGCAGUUUUUUACUGGGGUUAUAAACAUGUACGUUUUGAUAGGAGCAGUGGAGGCAGGAAGCCCAGUGGUAGGUGGAGCCAUAGCUAACUAAUUCUGGUUUUGUCCUCACCCUCCUCCUUCUUGAAUUCUACAAGGGCAACUCUGUGACUAAGGAGGAGGACGAUGAAACUGACAGGCUGUGCUACCCCUUGGACUAAUUAUAAAUAAGAUAGCAGGCAUGUAGGGUCUGGCUAAGGGCAGACUGAAGUGGACAGGGCAGUGCCCCAUUUAACCUAACGGCUGUUUCAAAGUCUUUGUUAGCUUUCUAGAAAAAGAGGUGCCUCCCUUGUUCUCUUAUAAUGGCGCCCAUCUGAGAGGUGCCAGAACUAUGUUUUCAAAUGGACAUACUGUGGAGUAAUGCAGAAUCAAUCAGCAGUAAGCUUUUCUGAAUGAGGCCAGUUUCACAAGAAGCACUUUUCAGCUACAAAAGGAAAACAAACAAACAAACAAAAAGCCAUAGAUCUAGACUCUGUGUGCAGUACAUAAGGGGGGAAGCUACUCAAUCUCCAUUGAUUCAAAAUGGCGCCCAAUUUUUGACAUAUUUCCCCAUCCCCACCUCAGGAACCCCUGUGCUGAGUUUGGCAACGAUAUCUGGAGAAGUGGCUGAAAUUAUGUCAAAAAUGGGCAAAGUUGCACCAAAGUGAUGCUUUGAUCUUGAUUCACAAUGGCACCUGGUGUCCAAAUGGCAACAAAGUCUGUUUCUCCACGUCAGGAACCCUUAUGCCAAGUUUGGUGGUGAUAUCAUGAGACACAGCCAUACCUAGGCCAAAAAACGAGUGAAGUCACAGCAAAGUGAUGUUUAGAGCCACCAUCUUGAUUUAAAAUGUCUGGCAUCCAGACACUGAAAAAGAUCACCACCCCCAUCUCAGGAAUCCCCAUGGCAUGUUUGGCAACAAGUAUCUCGAGGCAGCUUGACCUACAGAGAACAAGCAGACACACCACUUUCCAGAAUCUAUUGUAAAUGAAAUUGAAAAUAGGUACUCAUACCUGUUGCAACAGGAUUCAUUAUAAUAACCACACAGUACUUCUUAAUGGGAUACAUGGAUAUGGCAUUACCUUAUUACAUUUAAUGCUCUAGUCUAGCUAAAAGGUUUGAUAAUGAAGCUGCUUGCUUCCAAAUUAUGUCCGUAUCUGUAUCUAGCUUUGCCUCUCAGGAGAGAAAAAUGCUGCAGAGGACUCAGCUGUCUACUUCUUCAGCGGUCAUGCUCCUCAGUGCCUUAUCAGGAAGCACAGAGUAAAAAAGAAAAAGAAAAUCCUUAAGAGGCUUAGAAGUGCUCUUGGUGUCCAGGGAAACAUUUAGGAAAGGGAAGGGGGGGAAAUAACCAAAGGUAUUUCUAGGAAGAAAUUAGAGCAACGCAGGUCCUUCUGGCUCAGGCUGAAACUGGACACAAUUUGCAGACGUAAUGGUGCUAUUGGCAAAUCAGCCUGAAAAUGGGAACAGUCCAGUUGACCUAUAAAUGACCCCGUCCUGCAUGGACGGCAGGUUCUUACAGAAUGUAUAUACACCCUUGCUUAAAGGAUGCAUUCACCCAUAUGUGUCCAUUCCUUGAUGACCACAGCAUCAAGUGAUGCAGUGAAACAGCCAUCAUAGAUAAGGAACCAUGGAUGAAGCUUUCAGCAGGCCCAGCUUUUUCAAUAAAUAAGUUCACAGAUUCAGUGCCAUUAGGGUUGCCAUAUUUAAAAAAGUGAAUAUCUGGACACAAAAGUCAUUGAAGUUUUUUUGGCAAUGUUGCUGAGCUUUAAAAUCAUCCCCCCAAAAAUAAGAAGUAGUUUCUGGGCUAUCUUUAAGGGAAAUUGCCAAAAACGACACUGCCAACAUGGGUUUCCAUAUUGGAGAAUUUUUGCAGUUUUCGCCCGGACGCUGCUUCCGACUGCAGUAUUCCAGCUAUGUCCAGGAAAUUCUGGAUAUACGGCAAGCCUAAAUGCCGUGUCAUCAAACCACUUGUAAAUCUACUCCAAGAUCUGGUGUGUUAUUUGGGUCAACUCAAAUCUACACUUGUACAACACUUUUUUUGCUAGUCUAUCAGUUGUGGCUUAGUUCACAAAGCUGUUUGAGAUCUAGUUGGUGAAGCUGCCUUCUAUUAUGACGUACAGGGACACAGGUGGCGCUGUGGGUUAAACCACAGAGCCUAGGACUUGCUGAUCAGAAGGUUGGCGGUUCGAAUCUCCACGACGGGGUGAGCUCCCAUUGCUCGGUCCCUGCUCCUGCCAACCUAGCAGUUUGAAAGCACGUCAAAGUGCAAGUAGAUAAAUAGGUACUGCUCCGGCGGGAAGGUAAACGGCGUUUCCGUGCGCUGCUCUGGUUUGCCAGAAGUGGCUUAAUCAUGCUGGCCACAUGACCCGGAAGCUGGAUGCCGGCUCCCUCGGCCAGUAAAGCGAGAUGAGUGCAGCAACCCCAGAGUCAGCCUAAUGGUCAGGGGUCCCUUUACCUUUACCUUUACCGAGACAGGCCUUUUGUUGAUUUAGCCCAGUAUUGUGCUCUUUGCCUGGCUACAGCUAUCCAAGCUCUCAAGCAGUGAUCUCUUCCACCCCUAUUACCAGCUGCCACUAGACACUUUCACAGUCUCAUGGCACCUAGACUUUGCCUCCACAGUCGGAGGCUGCAUGCUUCUGAAUACCAGUGCUGGAGAAUUCAGGAGGGGAGAUGGUCUUCUCCUGGGCUUUUGGUUGGCCACUGUGAGAACAGGAUGUUCUUAUGCAAAAGCUCAAAUCUACUUGAAGGCCUUUAGUUUACCAAAGUGAAGCCAUGACUGAAGGAACCAUAGGGUCUGUGGCCCAGUAAUUGAUGAUCCUAAAACUUACUUCAAAUAUCAGUCAAGGGUUUGCUGGUUUCAGACAGUGGAAGAACACACCAGCCUUCUCAGGAACAAAAUAUAUGUGGGACUGAAAUAACUAAUCUCACCCUUGGCUUCCAUCUUUUUUCUGUGUUGUCCAGGUCCCAAAGGCUUGGAUUGGACAACAAUGCUGUUUUAAAGAACAUAUAAAUAUUCCACCAUCAUUGUAUUAAAAUUCCAUUUAACAGAUUCUAAAAUCCUCAAUCCCGUACAAGCUUAACCACCUUCCCUUUUGGGGAAGAGAUUUCUUUAGGAUCAAGCAAGCACCAUGAAGUUUCACCAGCUGUGCAAACAGAUCUGCUGCCUCAGUUCUUUCAUGUCAGAAAGCUUUUGAGUAUGUAGCUUUUUUCGGCUCUUUGUUGGAUUUUCAUGACUUUCUUCUACUUUUAUCUGCAAGAUGCAUCUCUGGAAAUGCAAGGCCCAGAUAACCCCCAGGAAGUUCUAUUUCUGACUACUAGGGAUGGACAAGUCUGUCAAUUUUGGUUUUCUUUUGUUUUCUCAUUUUUCCACUUUUAAGUUUAGUCCUCCGCAUUUCUGUACCUGUUUGAGAUUUAUUCUUUAAGUCCUAAUGAAAAUUCAUCAGCAUUUUAGUGUGGAUUUCUCCUAAUCUGCACAUUUUGGUAUGUAAUUUUACUGAAGAGAUAUCUCUUUUGCCAGCAGUAUCCCUUAAUAUAUGCAUUUUUGUACUAAUUACUUGGUUGGAGUACUGCACCAUAAAAUUUAGAGGAGUGUGAAUUUUGAAGCAUAGCUCUGUUUUAGUUCAUUUAUUGUGUCAGGAAGUGUGAAUUAAACAGAUGUGCAUUAAAAUGUGAACUGAAUUUCCCCUCCCUCCCUAGUGAUUACUUGAAAAUAUUAUUUUGAGUCUUUGGCCUUACUCCGAUUUGAAAGUUAAAGUGAGCAAAUCCAGAAACUCCACGAUGUAAUGGAGGCAAUUGUAAUUGUGGUUCUGAUUACAAUUUAUUUGCUUUUUAAAUUACUGUCUGGCUGGUUUAGCUAUGAGCAUGAUUUCUCUUGAGUAUAUUUCCGGUGGGUUUCCCCCCUCCCUCCUUUUUUAAUAUAGGGGAGAAAAUGCAACGUAUUCAUCAAGGCGGAAAUUGCUUUUCCUUAUUAUUUAAAACGUAUUCACUCCUGUUGAAAUGAACUUGUUGACAUGCACCAUGUUUUCUUUUUGAAUUUGACUUCCGUCUUCCCUGCAGUUGGGACUCUAGGCUGAGUUGGUUUACAGAGCAUGUUUCAUUAAGCCCUCGUUUCAAGGAGAUUAACGAGCCACAUGCAGCUCUGAACAGGGCAGCUAAUUAUUGGUAAUGUAGUUUCGCAGCAGCGUUGAAGGACCAACUCCCAGCUGGCUCUAACUGAGGCUGUGGCAAAGCCCUGGUGGGAACUCCCUUGCCUGGUCCUGCAGAACCUCCCCUUUUGCUAGUUCAGAAGAACACUCUGGAUAAAAAUAGUCAUAUACGAGUUAUUGAACUGCAGUGGUUAGCAAGGGUGGUAUUGUGAGAGCAGAAAAAGAAGAAAGUGAUGAAGUGCCAGGAAGCUCAAAAGAUUUUGAAAAACCCUGGAAGGGAAAUGUUGAAUGAUGAGCCAGAAAAUUCCCUUCACACAGAGAAAUGUCAAACAUAAUAGGGAGGCAUUCGCUUCGUAGUUUUGAAUGGCAGCUUAUGCUGUACACCUCACGUUAUCCUACGCUCCUCCAAUGCUCUUCUCUUGUGCAAAAUAAGUUGUGCUUUUCUGUACAAUGGGUAUCAUGCUCUAAUGCCUCUCCAGCAAAGCAAAACCCACUUUGUUCAUGUUUCAAACUGAACGGUCAAGUGCAAAAGAAGAAGAAGCCAUGAGCAGUCAAGCGAAAGAAUGAGAAAAAUAGUUGCUCCCGAAAAACAUUGCUGCUUUAGUGCAUUUUUAUGGGCUUUCCCCUUUGUGCCUGUAGCACAGGAGCUUCUCAGCUGGGAGGGGUCACAAUGGGGCAAUACAUGGAACAUUGAUCUUUGUACAGUAAGCUACAAUCCACCCACCCGAAAGACAGAGGUUCCUACACCCAUCUCUUUCCAUCCAGGCAAGCAAACAGCAUUGUUGAUGGUCCAGAACACAUUCCAGCCAGGCAAAAGAACUGAGGAGGGUGUGGAGCAGGGCCAUUGAGGAGCAUGGCCUAGGGAGGGGUGUGGCCUGUAGAGACUCCCAAGGACCAGGUAAGGGGGGGGUUAAAUUUGGUCCCUGGGCCUGAGCUUCCCCACCACUGCUGUAGCAUGUGUGGUCUCAUCAUACUGCCAGGGACUGGGCAGAGGAGCAAUGGUGGAGACCGCCUCCCCAUCUUGACCCUUCCAGUGAGGAGGAAGACAGUAUAGAUUUACCACAGGGGUUUGAGGGAGAUAGCAGAUGAGGCGGAUAGCUGGGAAACCAUGGGACAGCCAGAACAACACCCAGCUGACACGUUGUCGUUAGAAAGCAUUCCAGACCCUCCAUCUCCCAGAACCCGGCGAGCCUUAAAAGUAGGAGAGCAAAGAGCUCAAAGACAGAGGGCAUGUAAGCAGCACCCAUAGAAGUGACGGAUGAGGAAGUGGGAGAGACGGUCGGGUGGAGAUUCACUGGGGACGCCAUUAUCUGGGUUCUAUAGCAUCCCUGUGUGAAGAUUGAAAUAAAAAAGGACGGUAAGAAACUUUUCCUUGUCUUUUUACUUUCCUGGGCAACCAGCCGGGAGCCGCUGACAGCCUCCUGACACAUACCCUCCAACAUUCCUCAGAUGAAAAUGUCCCUGUUUUCAUCUGAGGAAUGUUGAAAGGUAUGCAUCUGUGUAUAAUUCUGUGUCCGGCCUCAGUUGGUUCACUUGGUUUUAAGCAGAGAGAAGAACAAAUCUCUGUAGGAAUGUGACGGUUGCUUCAUAGCAAACUAACAUCACUGUACAAAGGAAGAAAUAAUAAAAUUUGGUUUCCAUGCGCACCUAUAAAGCUGCAUUGUGCUCAGGGGUGCCAACGGGAAUAAAAUAUUGGGAGGGCCCAGGUAAGCCCCUCCCCACAUAACUGGUUAAUUCCUGAUUAAUUAAUUCAAUUAAUUCCUCACAUGACACGGCACAUGCACACCAUUUCAGUGGCAGUACCCAUCAACUGGGGGGGAGGGCGGGGACCUUGAAAAGCACCACAUUGGGGACCCAAGGACUAGAUGGAUGAUGUUGGGUCAUAUUGGGCUGCUGGGAAAUGAGUGCUACAUGCAGACUCUCCACCACUUCCAUCCCCUUUCCCACAAUUCCCCUGGACCCCUCUGGUAUUCUUCCCUGUGACAGAAGAGGAUGAGGCAGCCGAAGGUUUGCCUUCCAGAUUCCCUCCAAAACUCCUUGGAAAGGAAAAAGUUUCACUUCUGCUACCUGGUAACAGUGUUGGCGCGUGUCUUCAUGGUGCCCAGAGAGGGUUGGAAGGGCGACACGAGGAGGACGCAACAAACAAGGCAGACACACACCCUUCAAAGGAUAAAUAGCUGGUGUGCUGUCAGCAGAGUUGGGCCCCUGGAAGGUUGCAUGCUGGGCCCUUGGAAAAGCAUUCCUACCCUAUAUCUACUUUUAACGUAAGGAGUAAUUGCUGUGCAGUUUACACUGAGAGGAAAAGGGAGAUGUGGGACUAUGACUGAAGUUGUUUGCCUUCUCUUCUCAUCCAAAGUUGUCCUUCCUCAGGUACAACCAUAGAAUCCUUUGUGAACUAGAAAACCUGAAAUAGUUACCAGCGUAGAAGGCAGUUGAUUCUGAGGAAGGUUGUGACAUUUUAGGUGUGAGGGAGCUACACAAUACUUAUUCAGCUUUCAUGAUAGCAAUAUGUUUGUUGCGUGAAUUCCUCUCAAAGCGAACUCUUUUGGGGAUUCGUUUGAAGGAUUAACAGAAAUAUUGGUGGCUUUAGAACAAGACUUGCAAUAUAUACUAGAAGACCUUUAAUUUUUCACUUUGUCGGACAAAGCGGCCCAAACUACAGCACGGCUGUUUUUCUAUUUCGGUCUCCAGGUCUGUUAUCAGCAAACUACUUAUUUCUGCAGGGUUCCUAUUGACCCAAGAUAUCAAUGGCAGAGUAAAUAGUUUGCUGAGUGUAGCCUAAAGCAAGAGAGUCAUCUUGACCCCCUGUGUGCCUUUACAAGCUACCUGACAAGCAGAAAAUUUGCAAGUGAAGCUUGCCUUGUUAAAGGGAAGCGAUAGGACAAGAAUCCACAGUUUUGUGUUGCCUUGUAGCUGUUAAUGGCGUUGGAGGUCUGCUGAUAUUCUUGGACAUCUUCUUGUGCAUAUGUCACCCCUGAUUUAUUUCUGGGUGCUGCUUCCUCCCCCCACCCACAAAAGAGGACACAAAUUUGCACAUGGCCAUGAAUGUAAAAUUUAUGCAAAUUUUCUGUCUUCUAUUGUGAGUAGGGGCCCCAAUCCACAGACAGUAUACUCAGCCCCCCAAAAAGGUUGUCAUCUCUGGGUUGGCCACUGAUCUUGGUAUAAAGCAACUUCCUAUGUUUAUGGUUAUGAUUAUGACACCUCAGAAGCGUUUUCCGUGCAAUAGGUAAUGUUAACUAAAUUAACACUGAUUUUAAAUGUCCUGUCUACACCAGAGUUGAAUUAAAGAUAAAAGUGACAGUCAUGAGAUCAGUGAAUGCGAAUAUGAGGAGAAUUUUGAAUAGGCUUUGUAAUGACAUGCUUUGUACAGGUGCCGGAGUCUUUAUCCAAUAUUGAAGGCUUCACCUGAGAAACACGAGUAGAAAUGUUAGAAUAUAAAAUAUAGCUGCAUUACAGAAAGUUGGUUUCUUAGAACAAUUCUUUAGAUCUUAUCCAGUGAAUUAGAGAACCAUAACUAUAGCUGCCCUCUGGUGGAGGAAAAUGUAACCAUGCUGGGGUUUUGCCAUCCGUUUAUUGGAGGCUCAUUGAGCGCUUUCUGGAGCAAGAAGCACAAGUUAUGUCUCAUAGCGCUAACAUUUGGCAUGGCUCAGUGGUAUGUGGCUGUUAUGAAGCCCAGGGGAAACUUCUCUUUGCACACUUUCAGGCAGCCCGAAAGAGGCACUAGUCAUCUGUCUCAGCCCUAAAUACAAUCAUUUUUAGGUUUGCCGGACGUCCGGGGAAACCCGGGCUGACUUACCUAUCCGGGUUUCAUGAAGAAGACCGAAAGUAGAAUACCGCUACAGUACAUAGAAUUACAGUACAUAGAAUUUCUCCUCAGUUUCUGGAACAUUGUUUGUCUUCACGACACUGAGAAGACAGACCACAGCUCAAGCUGAAAGACUGUGAGCUCAACACAGAGUGACUAUUUGCACGAAACAAUUUGCCUUUUAAAACAAUUUCUUCUUGACUGGGAGCUGUGAAUUAAGUCUUUACUCUAAUGCACUAUAUAAUGAACUGCAUUCGAAAUAUGUUUAUUUUUAGCAAAUAAAUGCUAAUGUAAGCUUGCUGUUACAAAAAUAGAAGGCAGUGCUGGUCGCGGAGCAAAAUCACGAAGAUCUUUUCAUUGCUAAUAAUUAAGAGGUGAGGCAGAGAUUCUCCCCUUCCUAUCAUCUCUUGACACUUCCUCCCCCUCCUUGUUCUUCUCCUUCCCACCCAAAUUAACAAAAAUAACAAGUCUUUAACUUGAAGAUUUUUUUUUAAGUGACAUCAGCUUAUGUCGGUGUAAUAGAAACAGUUUUACACAGCUAAAGAAGUAGAAGAGGUCAUAUUUGUUGUGUCCUGUUCCUUUCCCAAGUAUAGAUUAAGUCAUUCAGAUGAUGCCUAGCAUUUCUAUAGUGCUAUCCAGAGUUCAACGUGAUGCACAAGAUAAUCUCAGUAACCCUUGCCCAAAAUGUUUGUAGGAUUGGCAUUCCAAAUUACAGUUUGAGGGGAGAGGCCAAAUAAUGAUGGAUUGUCUAAAGGUGAGGUAGCACACUCCCAGUUAUUCCCAGCAGGCUGGUGAAAUAAAGAAAAGCUUGGUGGGAAACCAAGAAUAGAUUUUUGUGUAUAAGGGUUGUGAGCUUAAUUCUGGGGAUAUAAACAAAUCCUUGGGGUGAUCAUAUGCUCAGAGGUUGCCUGUGCCCCAUAGCCACUAUUUUGCACCUAGUUCUGAUGGUGGACCUUGAAGAAGUUCUACUAAAUCCAAAACAAAGUCAGGUGCUGCAGGUCUGAAGUCUGCCCACCUCUGGUCUAAAGCACACCUGAAGGAGCAUCUCCACCCCCAUCAUUCAGCCCGGACACUGAGGUCCAUCUCCGAGGGCCUUCUGGUAGUUCCCUCACUGCAAGAAGUGAAGUUACAGGGAACCAGGCAGAGGGCCUUCUCGGCAGUGGCGCCUGCCCAUGGAAUGCCAAGGAGAUAAAGACCUACACAACUUUUAGAAGACAUCUGAAGGCAGCCCUCUAGUGGGAAGUUUUUAAUGUUUGACAUUUGAUUAUGUUUUUAUAAGUGUUGGAAGCCUCCCAGAGUGGCUGGGGAACUAUCCCAAAGUCAAGAACUAUCCCAAAGUUAUUAGCAAUGGCACAGACUCCUUUUUUUAAGAAGCAAAGGGCUUUGUGCAUUCAGCAUUCAUACGGAGUGCGUAAAACAAUGUCACUCCCUGAGAUGAGUUGGCUGGAAGAAUAAUCUGAUGAGGUCUGAAAUGCAGGGGAAAUGUUUGUUUCAUUUAUGGCUUAUAUCCCACUUUUCCUUCCUGGGGGAAGCCCCAAGCUGAAAACAGAAAACAGCAGAACCCAAAAUAUCAGAAUAAUAAAUAUAACAUAACAUAGCAUAUAUCAAAAUCUGAAACAAGUCAACACCACAUCGUGUUAAAAUACUGGUGUAACAAGCCUAUCCAAUCCUUAAAAUGUUAUUAAAUAACAAGAAUCCUACCUCUGGACUUGAGGUCCUCACCCCAUAUCAUACCCCUGUAUAUCCCCCCUGGCAAGAAGGUGUAUAGUAGUUUUUCAUAGCUUGUCUCCUGAUACUGAUGGGGUUUUUUUAUCUCAAAGCAUUAAUAGAAUUGCACAUUCUGACACUUCUUGUAUAAGGUGGUUAUACUAUUUCUACUACUCCCCGAGGCUGGCAAAAAUGUAUGAAUUUCUGAUUUUUAAACCCUUAAAACACACACGAAAAGACCUUUAAAACCAAGUUCCCAACAGGCUACAAACCAAUAGUUUAUAGUCUUUCUCUAUCUCAGUUAAACCUAUCUUCUAGAUUUCAGCUCAGAUAGAAUGUUCAUCAUAGCACAGAGCGGAAAGAGAGGGAAGCAGUCUUGGCACAAGGAGAAAGGAAUACGAACCACAUUCAUGCAAAUAGCUUUCGGUGCGCAGCAGGUGAUUCAUAACGAAAGCCCCAUUGGCAGCACUAGGGAGCACCUGGUGGGAUCUCUGUACUGCAGGGACUCCCUGAGUCAACACUAACCAGCACUGAGAGACAGUCUCUCUUCGCAAGGAGCAAUGUGGAGCACACCUCAAGCUCCCAUUUUUUCCUCCACAUCCUCAUUGGUGGGGCAGGCAGAUGUGGUUUGGAGGAAAUGGCCCCAUGGCCAAAUUAGGACCUCUGGGCCAGAGGUUCCCCACUGCUAUCUUAAAAUUUGGCAAUUUCUAGGAUUGCAACAAUACAGGCAAUUCUCAACUUACUCUGGGGUUCAUAUAGUCCAACCCCCUGCAAUGCAGAAAUCGUUUGCCCAAUGCAGGACUCGAACCCACAACCCUGAGAUUAAGAGACUCAUGAUCUAUCAGGUUAUAUUCUGGGGAUCUUGUGUAAAGCCAAAAUCGUGUAUAGUCAAAAAGGUAGUAGAUAGGACUGCCAAAGACUUUUUCCCCAGAUGCCCACCCCCUUUUUAAUUUAGUGUAAUUUUUUUAUUGCCAAGCGCAUAAAGCUGAAUGCACACAAGUUAAAUGUGCAUAACUUGCAAGCUCCCUAUACACAAUCACUACCAUUCAAAAAUGUGGGCAUCUUCAGGGUAAUGGCUUGCAUUACACUGUCUGUGAAGGUUGCAAUAAAUACUGCUAAUGUGAAUUAUUUUCCCCCAUUGCCCCAUUAAGUAAGUUACAUUUUUUAUCAGAAAAACAGCAUGGAUUAUCUUAGCAGAUUGUUAGGAGCUUAACAUUCAUUAAUGUUAAAUCCUGCAGAAUACUUCGGUUACCAAACAUUUCAGGAUUUAUGUGUCUCAACCCAGAUGAAAUAUUUGGUUAUCUCACUUUACAAUUUUAAAAUGUGUUUGAGGCUAUUGCAUGUUUCCUUUGUCUCUCAGGUUGCUUAUCAUCACACGCUUGCAUUCCAUUCAGUGUCAGGAACUGAAGGACCUUGUUUCCCCAAAGAUGGUAAACCUGAGUCCUGGGUGGGAGCUCACAUGACUAAAUACUUCACCAUGCAAAAGUAAUCCCUCUACAUACAAAAGGCAUGUUGGGAGAGAAUGUUUCUAGCCAAACACUCUCCUUUAUAUGCCAGGGGUGUUGUUUUUUAUGUACUAGGGUUCCUUCAACUUGUCUAUCCACCUCUCACAGCUUUCAUCACCUCUCUUUGGAAACAAGUCUCAUGUAGAGAUGUGCAUUUGCUUUUAAUUAAUAAAGUGACAACGUCCAAAUUAGUUGAUUUCCUUUCAGUUGGUUAAAAGUAAAAAAGAAAGAAAACAAAAUGCAGUGCUAUUAUUUUCUCAUAAUGUCCUGCUGUGAGCCUGGGAUGCAAAACCAUCUAGCAAGUUAAGCCAAAGGCCAACUAGCAUUGUAAAUGCAUCACUGUGACCCUCGUGUUAGUGUCACAAUUCGGCAGUACCCAGUGAGGGGCACUGUGGAGAGGGCACUGUGAAAACUGUUGCGGAAUGGGAAAGCUGUUCUGGGAUCUCGUGAGAGGAAGGGGGUAGAAUAAAUAUAAUAAAUCAUAAUAGCUGCUUUGAGUUUCUUGCUGCUAAUUCCGUCGGCAGAGUAGUCGUUGUUGGCGUCCAUCUGUCUUGAGAGACAAUGGAGUGCACCUCUGGGGGUGAAGCCAAACCGCAGCAUUAGCGGCACCCCAGUGACCUCCCUGGGGCACAAGCCUGGGCAGUAUUUAUAGAGAUCCUGGGCUGCCCAGAGAACAAGACACACACACACUGGCCUCUCUGAAGUGGUCCAAAGGAAAGCUGAGCAAUACUUGACUGCAGGAGCUGCCAGAAGCAGGUGUACAAGGUCUUAGGGACGCCACUCCAGAUUUGUGUUGGGUUUAUGCCUUAGCCAUCUCUUCUGCUGCAGAUAUCCCACAAUGCAGCAGAUGUUUAGGACCAGAGUUUUCCUACUUCCAGUUGGGCUACCUUCCCAGGUUGACGAGCCCCAUCUGCCCCUCACUUCCCUCUAUGCCACACGCAAAAACCUCAUUCUUGACCAUGGGACCCACUAUUGGUCUUCUCCCCUCAAUCCACCAGAGCCUGUCUGUGCAGGCAGAGGAUCCCUAACUCACCAAGGGUUUGGGACCUGUUUUUGCUGUCCCGUCGAAAUCAUUCCUGGGGUGUGGCCACUGUCACAUUCUGACAGCUUCUAGGAGGCACAGGUGAGAGCUGAGUGCAGGGGGGCAGAACCAAACUACCCCAGAAGGAGCACAAUGUGUACCUGAGGUGCUUGUUGUUGUUUAGUCGUUUAGUCGUGUCCGACUCUUCGUGACCCCAUGGACCAGAGCACACCAGGCACUUCUAUCUUCACCUGAGGUGUUACCCCUCCCCUAACCCUCCAUACAGUUCCUCCCAGUUCUAACCCUGGGAUAGAUUGUCCACCUUUGGUCCACACCCUGCGCUCAUUUUUGUAGUUUUGUCCAUCUGUUUCUUUUCUUUCUCUUUAGAUUUGCCCAAGUGUUUUGCUGUUUUUCUUGCGAAUUCUUAUCUUUAUUUGCACAUUCUCCAUCGCAUCAUCCCACCCCAUCUCCCGUGGAUAUUACCCUGUUCACUGCCCUUCACAACUCUUUCUGUUUCUUAGCAUCUGGUGUUGGUGAAGGCUGACCUUCCAUAGAUGGUGGGCUUCCCUGUGACUUGAGGUGACCAUCACACUGCCAAGUCCAAGACGCUGUCCCUGCCCAUGCAACCAAUCUCUGGGCUGCCACUUUUCCUGCCCAAAUGCAAUCUUCCUCCUGUAUUUACCUCACACACGUUUUGCUGCUCAGGUCCCCAUCUGCCACCAUCUGUUCUGUCUCUCUACUAUUCAGCAUUCCCUGCCUGCCAUAGGGUGCCAGACAAGGCCUGCCUCUGCCCACUGCUUUUUAGUCCACCCACUGCCUGCUGACAGCUUGUCUCUCUCCCUCCCUCUCCUAAUCUUUCUGUCUGGCAGAUGCUUUAUCAAAGGUGUCAUGCCCGUUCCUGCUCCUCUUCUGCCCAUCUGAAGCUUGCCAAUUUGUGGCUGCAUGCACAAUAUACAUUUAAAGCACAAGACUCCCUCUGCGAAGAAACCUGGGAGCUGAAGUUUGUUAAGGAUGUGGGGAACUGUAGCUCUGUGAGGGUAAACAACAGCUCUGAGGACUCUUUGGGGGAAGUUGUGUGCUUUCAAUGUUUGUUGAGCACACAGCCAGUGCCUUCAACUGUGUCCAAGCCUAGCGGACACUGCAGGUUGUCAUCCUGAUGUAUCUGGGAUGCUGACUACAUUCCUGUCCCCUUCUCCAUUAUCUUUACUUGUUGUUGUUGCUGUUGCUGCUGCUGUUGUUGUUCCACGCCAUCCUCAGGCACCAGUGGCAUAGCACAGGGGCAGUUACUCCAGGCACAAGAUGGUCAGGGGUGCAAAAUUUCAACACCUGGCACUGUCUCAAUACAGCUGUGCACGUCCACCACUGGGCUACCUUGAAAAUGGCUUCUCCAUGCAAACCAGGAAGUGCCCUCUCCAGACAAUGGAAUGACUCUUCUCUUCUUAUCUCUGUGGCCAGGUGACACAGACAUGUUUAGGCAGUUGAAUGUGCAUGCGUACUCCAUCCGUUUCCCUCCCUCCCAGCCCUCUCUGCACAGCCCGGGUACCAGCAACCCAUGCUAUGCAUGUCAGGCGCUCACUGAAAGUAGCAUCUCGUAGUUAGAAUAUCUGCCUGCCAGCUCUCCUCUGUUAGCCUCUCGUGAUAAUGCACACUUCAGAGACACAGGCUGACUGGUGGUUGCUGGGCCCACACUUUUCUGCAGCCUAUGUCGGUUAGAGAAAGAGAAACACUGCCCACAGACUUAGGGUUGCCACAUUUCAAACAGUGAAAAUCUGGACUGAAAAGUUGUUUGGCUCAAUUCGGGGGUGGGGUGGGGGGAGAGUGCAAGAGCUAUUUUUAAGGGAAAUUGCUGAAAAUGGCACCACCAGCAUGAGUUGCCAGAUGGGACUUCCAUGGACAUUUUAGCGAUUUCUGCUCGGAUACUGCUUCCGACUUCAGUAUUCUGGAUAUAUCCGGGAAAUUCCGAAUGUAUGGCAAUGCUAACAGACUCCUGUUUCUGCAUGCGUCAAUGACUGAGGGAGACAUUGUGGUCACAUGUUGAUAAUUUCUGCUGAAAAUGAGAGCGAUUGGCCAUUGUAGCUUCAUGUGGAUGUGGCCCCCCUGAAGAAUAGAGUGCCCCAUUGUUUCCCCGUGAUGAAGAGGGACUGGCCCAGGUGCCCUCAUGAUGGUGCUGCCCCCCUGAAGAAAUGAGAAACUGCUCACCACUUUCAAGAGAGCCAUUAUGUUUGCAUCCUGCACCAGAGAGCUUCUUUCUUGGAGCCAAAUGGUAGCAGCUUUCAUCAACUGCUUUUGUUGAAUGGCAGGUGCAGGGUCCGCAAUUUGGGAACAUGGUGUGUGGGGAGAGGUAGUUUUAUGCUUCCCACUUUCAUAGCCCUGACGCAAAUCCCUCACCCUCCACAAUAUUGCUGUAGCCCAAGGUUUUGCAUCAAUUUCUGAUCUGAAUGUGUCUCUAUUUUGAAGGAACAGGUACCAGUCUCUCCUUUGGAGGCAGUUUUUUUUCUUUCUUUCUUCAUUAAAGCCUUUAGUUACAUACUCAAUUUAUUGCACACAGUUUAGGAAUUAAUCCCUUAAAUCAGGUGCAGGAAAUCUUUGGCUGCCCAGAUGUUACUGUGCUACAACUUCCAUCAGCCCCUGCAGGAAUGGCCCAUUGGUUUCCCACAAUUCCCUUAAGUAAAGCGUUGUGGUUAGAAUUUUGGACUAGGGCUGGAGAGGCCUGGGUUCAAAUCUCACUUAGCCCUGAAAGGUCACGGGCAGACCUUGGACCAGUCACUUGAUCAGGCAUAGAACACGGGAUUUUGCAAGAAUGUCACUGAAAUCUCUGCGAAUAUUCAAGCAGCCCAACAGACAUUUGCCUCCCCAAAUAUUUGGUGUCUUGGGCCUCUAUAUCUCUUGGAGAGUCUAAUUGCCUGUCUUCCUUUUUCAAUUUUUGUGCCCUGAGUGCAUCUCCAUAAUUUAGUAAAUAAUCUCUAUUUUUGCUCCAUGUAUCAUUGGAAUGCUUUUAUGUGCUGUAGUGAGGCGAGGAGGAAAUUUGCCAUUGGAACAUUAUUAAAGGGCCUCUUGACAGAUAAUUGGAUGCUGGAAUGGCACUGGGCUUGACCUCAUCAAGAAAACCAUUUCCUCUCCAUCAGCAUCUUGGUGAACCUUUAUAAUAAUCACAGCAGGCUAGAAAGAGAGAGAAGCAAAGAAUUAACCCCUUGAAAGUUGGCCUUAACAACAAAAAAUUCAAUCAGUUGAACAGUUGAGAGUCUGUUCCAGUUAAGAAUCUACCAAAGAAUGAAUGGACACCAAUUUACUGCAAAGACUACAUGUUCCUUUCCAGGAAUCUUAAGGCCUAUUUUCUUGUGUGUAAUAGCCUUCCUCCUCUGGACACACAUUUUAUCUCACUUAUGUACUCAGUAGGUCACUGCAUUUUGCAGGAAGCUGUUUCCUUGGUGUCUCUAAAAUAUCAGGCGCCUGCUCCACAUCAGCUCCAAGGAGGAGUUUCAAGGGAGGCUGCCACUGUUUGGAACAGCAUCCCUGUUGAGACAUGACAGGUGCCUAUGAUUUGUAAUUUCCAGAAACAAUAGAAGACAUUUUUAUUUCACCAAAACCUUUCCAGCUGGAGUGGGGAGGGAUUAGGUCUCUGCCUUGGGCGUUUAUUUGUAUUGUUCUUUAACCUAUAUUCAUUUGUUUUGUUUUGUUUUUGGCUUUUUGGAUUGUUCUUAAACCUGUGCUCAUUCUCCUUUUUUUUGUAUGAUUGUAAUCUCCUUUUAAAUUGUAUGAAAGGUGACUCAUAAAUGAAUAAAAUAAUAAUGUGUACAACUUUAGAAGACACAGUACGCUUGCAGCUUAACACGCAUGUAACUGGUUGAAAUUGCACAAGUUAAAUCCAAGCAAGGCGGAAAGCUUAAAAGCUCUUUAUGCGCCAAGUCUGCUUGGGUUAUGCAGCACAUAAAGAGAUUUUAAUCUCUCUGCCUGGCUUGGGGAGCAACGCCUGCUCUGUGUGCUUUCUCUGGGAAGCUCAUGUGAAAUCUCUCUUUAAAAAGAAAAAAAAGAUAUUUAUUAAAGUUUCAACAUAUUACAAAAAUAAGGGAAAAAAAAGAAAGAGAAAAGAAAAAAAGAGAAAAUGAAAAUACAAGGUAAAAACAGUUAAAAACAGAUCAGUCUUUCCAUAUCUUAUCUUUCAUUUGCUUGUUUCCCUGACCUCCUCACACCUCCCUUUUUUGUAUUCCAGUUCAAUUAGUUAAUUCAGCAAAUCCUUUCCCUCUUUGAUUUUAUCUUAAUCUUUUAUCUUAAUAUAUUAUAACUUUAGAUUAUCACCUGUUAACAAUCCAUUUUUACAUAUUCCUUUAUAACAUUGCUGCUAAAAACCACUUAACUUCAAUCCAACAUCAUUCUAACAUUCAUUAAUUUUGCAGUAUUUCUGUAGAUAGUUUUUAAAUUUCUUCCAAUCUUCUUCCACCGACUCUUCUCCCUGGUCUCGGAUUCUGCCAGUCAUUUCCGCCAGUUCCAUAUAGUCCAUCACCUUCAUCUGCCAUUCUUCCAGAGUGGGUAAAUCUUGUGUCUUCCAAUACUUUGCAAUAAGUAUUCUUGCUGCUGUUGUAGCAUACAUAAAGAAAGUUCUAUCCUUCUUUGACACCAAUUGACCAACCAUGCCCAGGAGAAAGGCCUCUGGUUUCUUCAGAAAGGUAUAUUUAAAUACCUUUUUCAUUUCAUUAUAAAUCAUCUCCCAGAAAGCCUUAAUCCUUGGGCACGUCCACCAAAGGUGAAAGAAUGUACCUUCAGUUUCUUUACAUUUCCAACAUUUAUUAUCGGGCAAAUGAUAGAUUUUUGCAAGCUUGACUGGUGUCAUGUACCACCUGUAAAUCAUUUUCAUAAUAUUCUCUCUUAAGGCAUUACAUGCCGUAAACUUCAUACCUGUGGUCCAUAACUGUUCCCAGUCAGCCAUCAUUAUGUUAUGUCCAACAUCUUGUGCCCAUUUAAUCAUAGCAGAUUUCACCGUUUCAUCCUGAGUAUUCCAUUUCAACAGCAAGUUAUACAUCUUUGACAAAAUCUUGGUUUUGGGGUCUAACAGUUCUGUUUCCAAUUUUGAUUUUUCCACCUGGAAGCCAAUUUUCUUGUCCAAAUUAUAUGCCUCCAUUAUCUGAUAAUAAUGAAGCCAAUCUCGCACUUUAUUUUUUAGUUUUUCAAAACUCUGCAGUUUCAAUUUGUCUCCCUCUUGUUCCAAAAUUUCCCAAUAUUUCGGCCAUUUGGCCUCCAUAUUGAGCUUUUUCUGAGCCUUCGCUUCCAUCGGUGACAACCACCUUGGGGUUUUAUUUUCAAGUAGGUCCUUAUAUCUUAUCCAGACAUUAAACAAUGCUUUCCUGACAAUAUGAUUUUUAAAUGCUUUAUGUGCUUUGACCUUAUCAUACCACAAAUAUGCAUGCCAUCCAAAUACAUUAUUAAAACCUUCUAAAUCCAAAAUGUCUGUGUUUUCAAGAAGCAGCCAUUCUUUCAGCCAGCAAAAAGCUGCUGAUUCAUAAUAAAGUUUAAGAUCUGGCAGGGCAAAUCCACCUCUUUCCUUUGCGUCCGUUAGUAUUUUAAAUUUUAUUCUAGGCUUCUUGCCCGCUCAUGUGAAAUCUCUCAGGGCUGUGGGGAAAAUGAGCCCAUCAAAAUCUCACAUGGCCAACUGUGUACAAAUGCUAUGCGUUUAUUUGUGUGCCUGUUUGUAUACUAAGAAACUGGCAGGACACCGUUCUGAAGCCUGUCUGUCUGGGACGCAACAAUUGUCAGAGCAUUCGCGCAGGGAUGGAAUUCUAAAGACCCUGAAACGGUUUUGGUCAGUCCCUUAAGGCAAUGCGUUCUCACCAGCAGCAGACAAGGCUUCAGACUGAAUAGGUCAGCUACACAGAUUCAACAUCUCGCAAGGAGGUGAGGAUGACAGGAAGUCCUUCAGAACCCUUGAAACAGAACACGUGGCUAAUUUGGACAAUGCAGACUCCUUAAAUGCUGCAUUCAUUAACUGUGAGGUGCAUGUGACAGCUUUAAAAAGAAAUGGAAAAUGAUUUGUAGGUAGCCUGCAUGGAUAUAAGCCUUCAAGGAUUCCAGAGCGCAUGACAGGUUACAAGGCCAGAGGAGUGUGUGCAACAUUGAUUGAGGGAAGUUGACUUGCUUAUGGAGCAGCUGCUAUUAUACAACAUUAACUAGUAGCCUAUGACAUUUAUUAAAUUCCCUCUUUCAUCUACAUAACCCCAUUAUGUAAGAACUUUGCAGGAGAACUAAAAAAGCUUUCAAUGUGUUGUGGCCCUGAAAUGGAAUAUCAAAGGUUUCUGCGCUUAAUAAAGCACGGUGAAGACUUCGAAUAGAAAAUUGGCAAUAAACUGUGGGUUUUCCUUUAAAAAAUAAAUAAAUCCUUAAUGUUGGAUAUGAUCUGGUUAGGUAUAAGCUUAGAUCAAAUUAUGAGAAGACUGGUGAUAUAAAGCAGCUGGACUUACGAAAGCACUAACAAUGGCUUGGUCUACUUAUCAGUGAUGUAGUGGAGAGGGAACCAUUGAAACACAACUGGUCCUGCGAAAGACGGGUGCGGGGAGAGAGAUUUGGUGCCACACAAGGAAAGAACUUUUUGUUCCUGAGCCUCUGAGGAAGCACUUCCAGUCACUGUAGAGAGGGAAGGCUGCAGUCCUUUCUAGGCAACACUCCACACGCCAGUGGUGGAUCAUGGGACCAGAGUCAAACGUGGGUGGAACCACAAAUGUUAAUUUACUGACACACUCUUCUCUAUCCUCCAUCCAGGCAAGCAGGAACCAUAGUCCAUAGCAUGUUCCAGCCAGGCAAAAGCCCUCAAGGAAAAUGCAAAGCCGGGACAGUGAGGGGUGUGGCCAGGAAGAGCCAGUGUGGCCUAUGGAGAGUCCUAAAGCCCAGAUAGAGAGGCUUGAAGGGCCACAUUCAGAACCUGAGAUUUUCCACCCCUGUGUCAGGGAGCCGACAGGGAGAAUAGGUCGUACACAGUUCAGAGAAAGACGCCAGCUAACUUACAGUUAGUUUCUUUAUUAAGGAAACAGAACAGAGAACACAUAGAGACUUCUAAGGGUUGCUUCUUUCUAGAUGAAGCCGUUGCCCGAACUGGCUUAUAACUCCCCCAACUCCACUCUAUAACCCUCUGUGUCAGGCCCCUCUCUCUGUCUACAACAACUCUGUUUCUGCCUGGCUCUCUGCUCUGUAACGUGCAAGAGACGCCUUGGUUUUUUGGGGGGGCAGGAGGUCAGCAGAGAAGCUAUCGGGGUGGCUGUGUGGUGGAGCUGCCAAAUUUGAUUCCUGUCUCUGCUGUGUACUGGCGCACCUGCCUGUUUCCUCCUCUCCAUCCUCCUCCAAGCUCCCAGUCUCCCGCUCUUCUCCUCUGGGGUGUGGCCAGUUUCCCACCAUCAGGAGCUCAGAUCCAAAGUCCUCUGGGCUUUCCCUGGGGGGCUCCUAGUCAGACAGCUUCUACCUCUCAUCCAGCCAGUCCCCAACACCCUACUAUCUAUAACCCUAUGCCAUAUUUAAAAAGAAAUCUGAUCUGGUGCGAGGCAAAUUCCUGUGGUCGGACUGGGACGCAGUACUUCUUUCCACAUGAGUUUGUGGGCAUCUUCAACCACAGACCAUCAAAGAGGAAUGAACUAAGCAAUGUGUAUGUUGCUUGUUGCUGUUGUUCUGCUCUUCCGUUUUUCAUUUUCUACCGUCUAUAUGUUUUUAUUCAGUUUUAACUUUUUAUGACUGUCACAACCUUUCCUUGGGCGUUUCAUUAUAGUGAAGUAUGGCCUGGAGAGGUUUUUAGUAAAUAUAGGUGAGCCAGUCUCUCGCCUUUCAUCUUUUAUCUCAUGUGGCUCCUCAGCCAAAGGAACUGUGUUGUGCUGUUUCUGUGGCUUUGUUCUUACCUGAGAAACCCCAAUGAUGAACAAAAGACAUGCAGAGAGAACCUUGCUUUUCGUGAGGCGUCUCAGCCUGGGCUCGGCCUAAGCCUGACAGCUUUUAUAACAAACGGAAACGGGAGGUUUGCCAUAUCAAGGGAUAGGAAAGCCUAGGAAUGCCUCUGCUAAUAUGUCCUCCAGCGCUAACUUGACUUUUCUCUUUCUCUCUCUGUUUUGCAGUUCUGCUAAGCCAAUCCUCACUAGAAUGA